CAAGUUACUUAAGCCUUCGAAGGAUUUCAGCAAGGUUUAGCCUAGGAUUGCUUAGUUCUAAAGUAAAUAAGAGCACAUAUGGAGGAAAUUAGGCAAACAUCUAUCUUUUUUAUUACUGACUUUCUGGUGUGCCAUUACUUGGAACGGUUGUAGGAAAUUCUUCUACGACCUGUUAAACAGAGAUCUUGCUAUUCUGAGUGCAGAUAGGCAGUGACUGAGAGAGGGAGAGGAAUACAGCUCUCUUGCUUUUAACAACAGCAGAGCUGUUACGAUCUGCUGUUCUCAAGGCAAUGGAAGUGCUGGUGAGCUAGGCGCUUAAUCCGUUUAUCUGGAGAAAUUGUAAUAAGGUCAGCAUCCAUCUUUGGCUAGCAUUUCUGGUUUGACUUCUGCCUCAUCGCUACUAGUUUAGAGACUCGUUCUCGUUCAUCUCUCUGUCUGCUUCCUACACUCUCUUGACAUGCUGCAGACAGGAUAAAUAUUGCCAGUUGUGCUGAAGGAAUACUGCUUCUCCUUCUUCAUUCAGUUACAGAUUCUGUAUCACUUCUUUUUUUGGAGAAAUAUUUAUUUGCUCUUCACCUCUCCUUCACACUCAAGAGAGAAUGGAAAUUUCCAGUGCCAACAGAAAAAGGAUGAAAAGUGUGUUUUAAAAUACAGAGCACAGAAGCGUCUCCAGCUUUGGUCUUCCGAAUUUAGGAUUAAAACUGCAGGAUGUCAUGCCCGGACCAUCGCAGCAAGACUUCGACCACACCCAUCUAUAUUUCAACUGUGGAAGUUAUGUUGUCUUCCAGUCAAGUGACCCCAUCGCUGGCCCCCAAAUCAGCUGUCUGGGGCAGCUCUUUCCAGAGGAUGCCACCAGCAGCAAUUUUAUCAGACUCAGCCUGGUAUUUUCCAACUCAUUCAUCACCCGCAGAUACCUUGCCAAGACAUGACAUCUCACCGUCUCACUCGCUAUCUUCUGAGGUUUACAGCUCUAGGCUGGAUAUAGUCUUGGCACAUACAGAUAAGGGGAAUGGUUUCGGGAAAGACAACAGUUGUGUUAAUCCUCCUGGCAUCAAAUCGGCGUGCCCUGCACUUCACAGAGAUCCUCAGUACAAUGGUUACAGUAGUGGUGGUGCCCAGUCAUCGCUCAUCUCCAGCAAGCAGUGCUCAGGAUGUGACUGGAGUGCUUGUCAUUCUUCUCCUGAUCACACUGGUUCCAUGCAGUUUGCAGUACCUUUCCCACCCGCUGCUGCUUCCAGAGCUCUACCAUGUUGGACAUCACGUCUGGAUGUUUCUCUGUGUGCAAUUCCAUCUCAGAGCAAAAAGCUACACACAGCUCUGACACCUUGUAGUUCAGAGCCGCCAGUACGGCAUGGUUACAGCCCGUGCAAAGCUCAGCUUCCAGAUCUCCAUGCUUCAGUAAAGCUUUAUAUUUCAACUUGCAGUAUAGCAGUAAAGCCAUUUAGGACUGCUUCUCAAGCGAGCAGCCAUGGUUAUUCCAGCCUUUUUUUACCUUGUCGAAAAAACAUGUCAUCAGCAUCUUCCAGUCUUGCAACAGAUCCUCAGAUGACCCAUCAAGCCAUCCCCUCAAGAAGCUCUGCAGAUCUUCAGAUUACACAGCUUCAUGUCACCUCCACGGCUAAGUGCCCUGGUCUUCCCCAGCAAACAGUUUCCAGAGAGAUAUGGUUAUCUCCAACUACAGUGUCUAAAGGAGAUCAUCCUGUUGGCAAAAGGACUGUUGCAAAUGCACAUUUAGAUCCUGAUUUGGUUGUCUUUCAGAACCGUCAUUCAACCAGCAAAGAGUUUGGGAGGACCUCCAGCGCUAGGAUAAUUCCAGAUUGCCAUAAGGUUUCCAAAAUAACCCUUAUACUUGCCACCCCUUGGACAUCCUUCCCUAUUCAAGUGAUAAAGGAAUUCAGGAAAAGCCCAGCUCCUUCGGUCUUCAUCAGAGCAUCAGGUUCAAACACAGGUGUUCCAGCGUUCCAGACAGAUUAUAUUGGCUCUGGCUUCUCACUGUCAAUAAACCCUGUUUGCUGUCCUGAAUUCCAACCUUUGCAACAAUAUGAUGCGAAUUCACAGUCAAAACCUUCCAAGGAGCCAAACACUAUAAGGAAUGUGGAUCAAGAUACACUUGUGACAAACAUGCAGGCACGUACAGCAUCCCGCAGAACUGGUGAGAGUGCAUGGUGUCCAUCUAUCUCUGUAAAAAUUGCUUCCUUUGGAGCUGGGCGGAGAGUGGUGAAGAUUUCCAUUCCAUUUUAGAAACCUAUGAAAACAAGCAUAACCGUGAUUUUUUAUGUUUAAUUUGAAUUUAGUAUCUGUUCAACUGUUGUUCUUUGUUGCUGUUGCUUUUUUCUGGUAGUGGUGAAUAAGGCCGCCCAAUAUAAUUCUGUUUUGUUUUCCUAAAGUGGAGUUAUUUGUUUCUUCCUAUGAACAGCGAGACUGUGGGGGCAGAUUCAUUCCUUUCUUUAGAUAGGUUUGUCUGUGUUCCUAAUUUUAGAUGCUAACUUGUCAAUUGCUGCUUGAAUUUUACUUCUUCUAGCUUUCACCAGGAACAAAACAAAUGUGGGUUGUAAGAACGACCCAAAAAUAUGAGUUUUAAGUGAAACAAUUUUGUGUGUGUUUGGUUAUCUCAAAACUCAGCUCAUAUGGCUGAAUUUCCCCUGACUAAAAUGUGGCUUGAAAGCUGGCUGGCUACUGACAGGCUCUCUCAUCCCAUCAGUUUCUGGUUCUGCCAGAUUCCCAUUAAAUGGUAUAAUUGAAAAGAAGUCUGUAGGCUUUAAAAGCUAAAGUGCUUGGGAAGUUUUCUUUUUCUUUCUGUACAUGCUAUAUUAGCCUGUCAGCCAGCUGAAGAAAGGGGUGUGUGACCUGAAAACUGGUCAUUAUAUCAUUGGUGGUGGUGGGUAAUCUAUAUCACGCUAAUGUCAUUACUAGCCUGGUUGAUGGGGGUUAUUAUGAAAAUUUAAAAAGAACACCACCAUUUUCUUUUGCCUGCAAGUGUCCCAACUCCUUGCAUAUAAGCUAGCAUAUUGGGAGCUGAAAUUUAAAAAUAGAUAGCAACCCACCUAUACCAUUGGACUCAGAGUGGCUGCCAAAAAGGUUCAGGAUUCAGCUAAAACCUGUUGAAAAGCCCCAAACCAAAAGACAUUUCUACUCAUCCAUAGUCGAUUGUGUUUGUCAUUGCUUAUGAAAAAGGUUGUUUUUUUUGUGUGUGUGUUUUGGGGGGGAAGGAUCACCUGAUUUUUCUUAUGUCUUUUUUCAUAAUGUUUUCAUAGUGAGACUAGCAGAGAGGCAAAGGGUAGAAUUUAAUCUUAGGUCAUGAUUCUGGGGCUCUGCAUUCUACAUCUCUAUACGUAGGCUCAAGAUGCAAGCAUCUUGACAUUGCCACCAUGCCAUACCUUGCAGAAUAUUUCAUUUUCCUGGGAAAAAUGUUUCAAAAAUAAAUGUUCUUAUGAUGACAGAAAAAUGUGACUCGGCGUGUUUAUUAAAACCUAAUUCUGUUGUUGUGGUCCCUGGAAUGGAGCAGGGAAAGCCCUGCUCCAUAGCCAGAUGCAAACAGCUGUGCUACAUGAAUGGAUGCAGGGAAAGCGGGAAGGAAGCGGAAUCUCAUUCACUACCCUGUCCCAAUGCUCUACACAUUCAUAUGACUUUCUGCACAGAGACCCUAAAGGCAUGCAAGUUUUUAUGCAGGUAGGCUUUCAGUGUAUGGUCUGUACCCUGAAAAAAUAGAAGGGCAUAAACCCCAUGCCCACAACAUAUGUGCAUACAGUUUAUACACUUGCAGGCACUGUGUGUGGAGUGUUAGGACAGGGCUGACACGCAGGACCAAUACAUGUGUUGAGUCACCACUCAUCGUUAUUUGGAAAGCGCACAUGUUUAUUCCAGACAAGCACAUUAUUAUCUUACUCAGCUUGAGAUAAAGUGGCAUCUGAAGACCAUGAAAGUGGGGGGCAGGGGGCGAGUGGGAAAUCCCAUUUAUAAUAAUGUGUAAAGUGCUGCUCUGUGAAUAUUUGUUGCAUUUCACAUCAGCUGGAUAGAUAUGGUGCAAAUAUUAUUUCCGUAUAGGAAAAUGGCAACAUGUUAUGCAGUCUUUAAUCAUAGGUACAUGCUGAUGUGGAUAUGUUGUAGAAGCAAAUUUUAGUGUUUUAUGGAAAUGCUUUAUUCUGUAGUUUAAUUUUAUUUUAUGUUUUAAUGCUUAUAUUUUAAAGCUUAUUUAACUGAUUUUUAUGUCAGCAAACUGCUUAGAAGCCUAUUUGGGGACUAAGCUGUAUAAUAAUAGUAAUAAAAACACACAUAAUUACAUUUUAAAAAUGCAUCUAACAAUAUCAAUAUGUGCCUUAUUCCACCCUCAAUCUGAUAUAAUACUAGAUCUGGUGUACAGCUCCUGAGUCUCAGUGAAGUCAGCAGGACUGGAUUCCAAGCAUGCACAGGAUCUAGCUGAAUCCGUUCCUGUUAUUGAGGACAACUUAGUAAAUACAUUUUUCUGCAUGUCAUCAACACUAGCUAGAUUUAUUACUGCAGACUUGCACAACCUGUGGUCUGUAUCAAGCCGAAUGCAGCCCACCAAGCAUGCAUGGCUGGCUGCCACGGAUUCAAUAGAUCCCUUGUUUACAUUGCAUGCUGUUAGGGAGUGCAAAAAGCAGACGAUAUCAAGAGGAGCAUAAUAUAUUGCUGAUGGACUGCGUUCAACUUGCCAGGCCACAAGCUGUAUAAAACUGAGCUACUGCUAAUAUAGCUCAUCUUGUUUUGACGCAAUUGUGGUCAAGCAGAAGCCAUGCAAUGUUUAGUAACAACAGAGAUUUGACAGCAUUCAGUGUGACAUUUAAAACUCCACAGACGUAUAAAGCUGGUAGCGGUUUAGUUUUGCUUAACUAGACCAGCAGUCCAUCUGCAAUUGACUUUUCCGCAUACAACUGGAGUUUUAGAUGUAGAACUACAAAACAUCAGGCUCCAAAGGACACUUUCAUACUGCCAUACUUUUGGGUCUAUCACUCAUACCUCCAGACAGAUGCUGUUAUGCAUCCUUUGAGUCAUACGAGUUCAACUUCAUGUCCUAUCACAAAAGAAAGCAGGUAGACUUUGAUAAAUGGCAGCAGCUAAAUAGCAUUUUCAAACAACAAAUCCACUACUGUAACUUCCAGGCAUCCAAAUUUCCCUGAGCAAGCACUGCAGCUAGAAUGGCCUCACUGAGUGAUUGAUUUGACUGAUAGUGCAAUAAAUAUCCACAAUCUCAAUUUUAUUUUUAAAAUAUGCUUUCAGCUUUGUUAAUGAAUACAGCCUGAUAGCUUCUCACUCCUCAACAUUCCUUAUCCCUUGAAGACAUUUUAGCCAAAAGACAGAAUGUAGUACAAUGACACCUUACCAUCUUACAACCCUUUUACCGCCUACUGCUAUUCCACUGCAGGUGUGAUUUGAAGAAUUAUGCCUUUCCAUUAAUAUGCAUCUCCAUGCCAGCGUUCCACUGAGUGAUGAGAGACAUUUCUUGUUCCUCAUUUUAAAUAGUCUCAGAAAAGAUAGGUUGUGGGGGUUUUUCAAGGAGUACCCAGAUGUUCCUACUCUUUCAAUGGAUCGGACAAACUAUGUAUGUUCUUUAGAAAAUAUAUAAUCUGAGGUUACUGGAAUCUUUUGAACACCUAGCCUUUGGUGACACACAUUCAGGGAAGUAACAAGAUAUGUCUCAAUAACUCCUUGAUCAAAUAUAACAAUCUUAACCAAAAGUGAUUUUCAUUAUUCACAGACAUAUUUGAAAAGCAGUGACUUUGGGAGCACAGUAGAUGAGGUGGAGCAGCAGAUCAAGAAACACGAGGCUUUUGAGAAGCUUCUGGCCUCUCAGGUUGAAAAGGUAAACACUUAUACGAUCCUGACCUUAAAGGAAGGUGUAUUUAGGUUAUAGGCAAAUGUCCAGUUUGGUUCUUAAGAGUUGGUUAAGAAUUUAAGAACUGGUUAAGAUAAUUGGAAUAAUUUUUGUGCUAAGUGAAAUCAAUCAGAAUCAUGGCUACAAGAGAUGAUUCACACCACCAUUUGGGGGAUCUGUUUUUUUCAGUGUCUUUGGAAGUUCUUUGUGAGACAAAACAUCUGCUAAAUUUUGAGGGAAGACAAAAUAAUUUCAACAGCUAUAGCCCUAGGAAUGGGAAGAGUAAUAAGGGUGUUUUUCAGCUGGAGCUCAGCUCCGACACCUCUCGGGUAGGCGCCAUUGCUAUUCUAAGAGAACAAGGGAGAAGAUAAUGGCGACCUCCAGAACUUAUUUUUCUUGAAAAAUAGCACUGGUAUAAUACAUGGUUUUUACUGGCACAGCAGCCAGGAUGGCUAAAGAGAAUCAGCAGUUUCAAAUAUCCAGCAUUUCUUAUUCCCUCCAAUUUCAUUAGGUUGAACUUGCAGUUCUAAGGAUCUCUUUUGCACCUAUAUUUCCUUCCAGUAGAAAAAAUUAAUACUUUGUGAACAGAACAGGAACCCGUGAUUGAUUAUGUAUAUCACAUGAACACACAGCUUUGAUUUUAGGCUUGUUUCCUUCUCAGGAAUUGUCUCUUCAGGAACAAUCAAGAAGGCUGCAGCAGGACAGUGAACUGGAAAGAAAACAGAUCGAUCUCAAGCUCAAUGCCAUGUUAGAGAGAAGAAGAUGCAUCAAAGAUCUCUCUCAAAGUAGGCAAGAAAAACUGCAGAUAGCCCUUCUGCUGGCUCUCUUCUACCAAAAUCUGUCAGAGGUGAGAAUGAUGCUAUUGCCAAGUUUAUGUUUUGUAAUUCCCAAGUACCAUAAAGCCCAAUUCUUUUAAUCAUGUACCCAUGGUAGUGCAAAGAAUGUGGUACAUAAUAAAGAGUAUUACAUUAUGAGAGCCACAUUUAUUUAUUGGGGAGGGAGGUCAUCCCACAAUGCUCCUGUAACAUUUUGGGAGUGAUAACCAUAUAGGGAGGGCCAAUCACACAGAAUGACCACCCAGCUGGGUUUGGGGGUGCCUUUUCCAUUAAUUAGGGGGGAGGGUGGUGCUGUGGGUUAAACCACAGAGCCUAGGACUUGCCGAUCAGAAGGUUGAUGGUUCGAAUCCCCGCGACGGGGUGAGCUCCCGUUGCUUGGUCCCUGCUCCUGCCAACCUAGCAGUUCGAAAGCACGUCAAAAGUGCAAGUAGAUAAAUAGGUACUGCUCCGGCGGGAAGGUAAACGGCGUUUCCGUGCGCUGCUCUGGUUCACCAGAAGUGGCUUAGUCAUGCUGGUCACAUGACCCGGAAGCUGUACACCGGCUCCCUCGGCCAAUAAAGUGAGAUGAGCGCCACAACCCCAGAGUUGGUCACGCCUGGACCUAAUAGUCAGGGGUCCCUUUACCUUUAUUCCAUUAAUUGGAUACACAUCAUUGGCCUUACCCAGAUGGUUAUGGCCCUUUGGAUGAAAAGCAGGAGGCUGAACAUAAUUUCACAGCAAUCACCCAAUGGCUGCUGUAUUUUCUGAUAGAAUGGCUUGCUAUGUGGACCAGCUGUAUCAGUAGUCUGAGAACUCCAUAGAUCAGGUAUGGAAAAGCUGUGCACAUCUCCAGCCCCCAUGGCCAAUGGUCAGGGAUGAUGGGAAUUGUAGUCCAACUAGGGACGUAAUAAGGCAUUGUUUUCUGUUCCACCCUGUAUUGCCUUCAUGCAGCACUAUUUCUGUCCAGCUGCCGUUCAUCUAACACAAGAAGCUGCGUUAUUUGUCUCAGUGACUAGUGUGGCAAAAUUAUGUAACUUAGGUAGUUUAUAUUAUUAAUUAGGUAAGUUACACUGUCAAUGUGUUGUUCCACCCCGUUCAUUUCACUGUAAAGGAAACACAAUGCAAAUGUGAAAGCAAAAAGACAACAAAUACCUCUUGUAUUUGCUAGAUUGAUUUCUGUUCUGGACAUGAGACAAAUAAGCAAACGCACAAUUUCUCCCCCUGUUUCUAUUUUCAUCAGAGUUAUCUGUCAUCUCUAAGUCCAAUAAUAUGUUGGGGUGUGUGUGUCACAGGUUCCCCAUUCUUGCCAUGGAGAUAUGAAGAAGUUAAAACUUGCCAUUAUGAAAGAAUCUGUACUUUUGUUAGCACAACCAAGGAUCAACUCUCACUUUAGCCUAUUUUGAAUAUUCCCUUGGAUUAUCAAAACACGACUAGGGUGAUCUUAGUCUUUGUUAGUCCUUCAGAUGUGUUCUGAUUGAUAGGGAAACCACUGUGUUAAAUUCAUGUGGCUUAAGAUACAAGGAUGUCAGUGUUACAUGGAAGACAAUAGCAAUAUGUGUGAAAUACUAACCACACUGAUUCUUUGGUGACAGGCAGAGAGCUGGAUUGAUGAGCGCAUGCAAAAGCUGGAGGAUCCAUCUUUCCAAAAUCUUAGCAACCUGAAUGACAAAAUGAAGCUUCUGCAGAAACAUCAAGUAUUUGAGGCUGAGAUUCUGGCUCACAAGGAUCUAAUUUCUACUGUUAACACGGUGAGUAUUGAAUGGAGGUGCUGUGAUCUUUAGGUCCUGUAGGGGCCUUCUGCAACUGUCAGAUCAAAAAAUGGAAUAGCCUUAAAAUCUUUUACCGAAGAAGAAAAAUAUUAAAGAGCCUUGAAAUGAAAGUUAUUGUUAUCCCCCAAUGUGUAGCUCUCUUCAGGACUCUGGAGUUUGCUUGUCUCCAUGUACUGAAAAUGCUUGGUUACAGCCUGUAUGAAUAAACAGUAGUUACAGUAAUUGCUGUUGAGAGAGGCCAGUUCUCUCCCUAUCUGCAAAAAAUAAUAUAAAAAUAAGUACAAAUUCCUGGUUCUACCUUGUCCUUGACAAGAAGCAGCAGCUAUAAGGAAGCCUCUGGAAAUUAUUCAUAAAUAAUAAUGGCUCUCUCAACAGCAGUUUGUUUUCUUAAAAAUGUGGUCACACAUUUUUAACCUUGUCCACUUUCACAGAGUCAUAAAUCUAUAUGGAACUGCAAUAGUUGUGUCGUCCAACCUGUUUCCUGUUGCUGCAGGAAACCUGCUAUUACAGGCCCACAUCCCUGAUAGUUUGGCCCUGUGUCUCCCUGGUGUUGAGCUUUUCUUAGAAACAUAUGGAAAUAUUGUGUUUCAUCUUUUUCUUCUUAUUUAAUUAUUUCCUAAUUACAUGAAGCAAGGAGAAGCCUUAUUGUGCCAGAAUCACCCGAAAUCAGGGGAAAUCCGUCGUAAGACUCGUUUGCUUCAAGAACGGUGGGAGACACUGAAAUGUGCUGUUGCUGCUCGUGGAAAGAUGCUGGAAGACAUUAGGGAUUUCCUGGAAUUUCUGCAGAAAGUGGACCAUGUAGAGGCUUGGAUCAGAGACAAGGUCAGUGAAUUUUACUGGCUAGUUGCAAACUAGUCAUUAUGUGACUCUUCUGUAGACUAUUAUUACCAUUUUCAUACGUUUAUAGCUAACAAGUUUUCUGUAGUUGCAAAGUCUACAGAAGAGUCACAUAGUUUUAUUUAUUUUUGAACAUUUCUCUGCAGUGUUCCCACAGCAAAUGCAUAAAGUAUGUUUAGUAUGCAGAUCAAACAUGCACAUGCAUUUUUAAACACAUUCUGGCCUGUUUCACACAUAACCUAAACCAUGUUUUAUGUAACCUAGCUGUCUAACCCAGCAGACUAAUGGUUUGUUUUCUGCCAACAAACCAUGAUUGAAGCCAUUGUUUGUUGUUGGCUUGUUUUAACCAUGGUUUGGUGUUGCAUCUGAUCCCAACAACCUUGCUUAAUCAUGGUUUCUUUGGCUACCUCACAGUAGAUCAUCAUCAAGGCAUGAGUGAAGAGAAAAUGGAAAACAAGCCAGACUUUGGAAGAACCAGCCAUGGCUUUUUUGCUCAUCCAUGAAACAACUCAUGGUUUGUUAAACAGACCAUGGCAUGGGUUUAGUAUUAGGAGUGGAUAUACAAUGUUUUGUGACAGGGCUCUUCUCCCAGUAAUUUGGCCUUUCCUGCAAUAUAAAAUUGUGUUUGUGAUAUUUCAAAAGUGCAAAAUGCACACAUUUGAACAUUCAGAAUGAUGGUCAUCAUGAAGAUAUGGGAAAUCUCGUUAACAAAUCAAAAAGUAUCCGUUUUGAAGUGGUCUCCAUUUUCCUUCUCUAAAGAGCUGUCAUGUGAAUUUUCUGAUGGAUAUGGAGCUUUUUGCCAGCUACUUACAGGAGCAUGCUGGAAAUUCAUUUGUGUUAUGGAAAAUGGUACCUCUUCCUAUAAGUACAGCGCAUGCAUGGAAAUCCUUAGGCACAAAGCUUUAAUCACAGAUAACUGUGACUUAGACUUCUAUUGUUUUGGCUUCAUAAACCCAAUGCCUUUUGAGACAGUGGGGAUUCAGUUGUCCUCCUUUGUAUUAGCGCCUGCAUCAAACAUCAGGUUCUGUUAAUACCUUUACCAGAGCAGAAUGUAACACAGCAGACGUGAUGUUACCUGAUACUGUAAAAAGCAUAUUGCCACUCUCAGAAUGGGAAUGACUUAUAGGGGACAGAGUGGGAAAAUAUCCAGGUGAUAGGUGAUGGAUGUCAUCUGUUGAUACCCUGGGCCUGCAUUGUGUGUGAGAUAUUAAUGGAAUGCCAAUUUUACUGUUUUUCUUUUCCCAGGAAGUCAUGAUUAAUAUUGGUGAUGUGGGGAAUGACUAUGAACACUGUCUUCAGCUGAUGAAAAAGCUGAAUGAGUUCCGAGGAGCUUCAGGGGUAAGAGAUACAUUUCCAGAUUCACCUUUCACAGCUGGAAAAAAUCUAACUUUUCAGCGAGCUGUUCAGACCUAUUUGGCUGCUGCAGGUGUGAGUUAAUACAAUGCUAGAUUGGUCGGUGUAGCUCUUAUGUCUACCUGUUUUAGGUUGAAUCCACCUUAUUUGCCAUAAAGAUCAUUUGGCAUAGGUCAGUUUCUCUUACAACAUCAGUCAGCUAUCCUGUAACGGGAAGCAACCUACAAAGUUAUGGGCCUAGCAUAUGUUUGCUAAAAUGUUAAACUGAAUGUAAACUUUAUGUGAAAAUCCGACCACAUAUUUUCUACAAGAAAAUGAAAAUGUGAUUCUAAGCAUCCAGCCAGACACUCAUGUUUAGUUGUAUGGUGGAACACUGAGCAUUUGACUGGAAUUUUGGCAUUAAGUUGCAGUCCCGUUACAUUGAGCAUUUGGGGCUAACAAGGAAUUAAACCCUUUCCUGCUCUGCAGGAAACUGUAUGACCACCAAGAGUUCAAAGUGAGAUAUAUGCCCAAACCAGGCAAAUGUGGACUUUCUAGCUUUGUUUGAUACUUAUGGGAAGUCCUACCAUUUGUGCAGCAAAACUACUUGUUACACCAACAUUACAACAGUAUGUCUCACAGCAAAGGCAUAAAGUAUGUAUGACAUUACAACCAUGUACCUGUAUUUUUAAAAAUAAUCACAUACAUGAAUCUGGGGGCCCUGGCCAGAUCAGGCUUCCAAGAUGCAUGCAGUCUGAAUGCUUACAGAUGUCAGGAUAUCACCCACACUUCAUGUUUGCCAAGAGAAACGCUGGUCAUAACAAAGUUAGAGAUGUCCUGUAACUUGAAGUUCAGCCUCUGAUGAGCCAAGACCAUGUUAUGUGUUAUACACAUCAGAUUUAGCAGUCAAGUUAACCAUGGCAAAACUCUUUCUUAUUUGUAAAUAUUGUAUACCGUUCCUUUAUACAUUUAAUUGCUUGAAUAUAAUAUAAUUAAUGUAAUAUAAUGUGGGCCUGGCAAGAUCAGCUUUCAAAACAAUACAAGCCAUUAGGAAAAUAUAGUAACAGUUUGAGCAAAGGCAGCAUGACAUGACAGCUGCUUGUGUCAUCUUUCUCUGCCGUGACCUCUCAGUUUCUUCAUCUCUGGUGCUGAGUCAUCACGACCGAGUUGACUUAUAGCUCCCCGGGGCUUUGCUAACUUUGGCACUGAACUGAGUUGAGCACUUGUGGCCAGUUGCUGUGUGGUGAUAGUGGCCCGUUAGCUGCCACUUUCAGUUUUCUAUGUGUGGCCAUCUUUCAGUCAUAAACAGAGUUCACAACUGCAGUGCAUGGCAUCAAUUUUGACAGAAACAGAAAGUUUGGAAAGAGCCUCAGUUUUCUAGCAAGCGGGGUUUGGGAACAAAUGGAACAAUCUGAAGCUGGAUUAUGUUUGCUGGGUCUUCCCUUCUUUUCAUCUUCACUUAGAGUUCUUCCUGUUACCCAAGCAUUUUUGUACUAUGGGCCUCUUGCUUCCAAUGGCAGAAGGAAAAUCUGUAUUGUGUCUAUAACAACCCUUAGAAAGCUGGGAUCUUUACAAACUUAAGUUUCCUUCUACAGUGCUUCCCUCUUCCCCAAAAAUAUUGGAGUGAAAAUGCAUCUGGCAGUUCUGGGCAGUAUGCCAGAACUGUCCCAUUUCAACUGCAGGAAAUCAGCAGAGCUAGACCAGGCAAGGCUAAACAUUUCUUGGUCCCUUAUGCCUUCAAGAGAAACCUGUUGGCUAUAGCAGAACAAUAAAAUCCAUGACACUCCGUGAUAAAAUAAUGCAGAGAUGAGGAUGGAGAUCAUUUUUGCUUUAUGUCAUAAUUAGAACAAGGCUACCGAACUUUUAUUUAUUUAUUUAUUUAUUUAUUCAUUCAUGAAUGAAUGAAUGAAUGAAUGAAUGACUCACCUUUUACAUGCAUCUCAUAGUGACUUGCCAGAGUUAAAAAGAAUGUUCAAUACAGUACAAGGGAAAAACAACUAAAUAUAACUUUUAAAACUAUACAAAAUUAACACUUAAGGCAAAGACCUUUUCAUCCAGCUGGAAAAGCUUAUCAAAACAAAAAUGGCUCCCAAUAGCUUCUGGAAAGUACCGUAGUAGGUUCUGCAUAGUAAGGUGGUUCUCAGCUUGGAUUCUGUUGCUGAGGUCCACUUCACAUAUCAGAGUUUUUCUAUAUGUGUAGAUGCAGAGUAUUAAUGGGCAUAUGAGACAUCUUCCUGAAACACAAUACAAGUGAAGUCUGCAAGGUCAAAUGUGGCUGCCAUCCCUCUACACCAUAUUUCCCAUCUUUCCCCCCUCCUGCACUGUUGGCUGCUGUCACCACCCAUUCCAAUCUCCAGCUACUACUUGUUAGCCCUUAGCCUACAAUAGAUAUUAUUAUUUUGCUCAUUUUUAAAAAAAUAAUUUUUCUUAAUUUUCAACACAAGUAUACAAUCUUAUCAAAAUUUUCACAAAUUUAACUCUAUUUGGACUUCCUUCAGCUUCACUGACAAUCAUCCAUAUUUACCUCUCAAUUACGCAUUUCUUUUGUUUUUAUUGCCAUUAGUCUUCCCUCCCACUAUCUAUUUCUUUUUAACAAUAGAUCUCAACUUUCACAGUGCUUCUUGAAACCCCACUAGCGUUGUUUGCACAUCACAUGUACUUUUCAGAUAUUCAACAAAUUUUCCCCAGUCCUCGAUGAACUUUUGGUCUCAAAGAUAUCUAAUUUUCCCAGUUAGUUUGUCCAGUUCUGCAUAAUCUGUCAGUUUCAAUCUCCAUUCUUCUAUCGUCGGAAUUUCCUCUUGUUUCCAUUUCUGGGCCAGUAGAAUUCUUGCUGCAGUAACUGCGUAUUGGAAGAGUUUACAGUCUUUUCUUCUUAUUUCCCUUCCUGUAAUCCCUAAAAGAAAGGCCUCUGGUUCCUUUACAAAUGUAUAUUUUAACAUCUUUUUCAUUUCAUUAUAAAUCAUCUCCCAGAAACCCUUCACUUUCUUACAGUCCCACCACAUAUGAUAAAACGUUCCUUCCUUUUCUUUACAUUUCCAAUGUAAAGAAAUGUCUUUUUCUGCAUAACCACUUUCUUUAAUGUCUUUUUUAAACAUUUCAUUAACCUGAAAAUAAUGCAACCAAUCAUAGACAUGUUCUCUGACUUGUUCGUAUGGCUUUAGUUUCCAUUUUCCUCCUUCUUUAAUAAUCAAUUCACCAUAUGUAAUCCAUUUAUCUCUCAUAUUUAUUUUCUUUACACUCAUAACCUCUAAUGGAGACAGCCAGUGUGGAACUCUUGGUUCUAAUAGGUUUUUAUACCUAUCCCAUAUUUCUAUUAGUGAACUCUGGAAUAUGUGGUUCCCAAAGGCUUUAUGGAUUUUCUUCUUUUCACACCAUAAAUACGCGUGCCAUCCAAAUCUGUUAUCAAACCCUUCUAAAUCUAAUAACUCCUUAUUUUCUAGUUUUAUCCAUUCUUUCAACCAGCAAAGACCUGAUGCUUCAUAAUAUAGUUUCAAAUCUGGCAGGGCGAAGCCCCCUCUUUCCUUUACAUCCGUUAGUAACUUAAAUUUGAUUCUCGGCUUCUUGCCCUGCCAGAUAUACCUUGAAAACACUCUUUGCCAUUCUUUGAAAAUUGCUACCCCCUUUAUUAUGGGGAUAGUCUGAAACAAAAAUAACAUCUUUGGAAGAACGCUCAUUUUUAUCGUAGAAAUUCUACCCCAAAAAGAUAAUUUCAUUCUGCCCCACACCUCCAGAUCUUUUCUUAUUCCAUUCCAGACCGGUAUAUAAUUGUUCUGAAACAAAUCAAUAUUUUUAGGAGUUAACCAAAUUCCUAAAUAUUUUACCUUUUUCACCACCUCUAUCUCUGUUCUUUGUUGCGUUAUUUCUUAUUAUUUUGCUCAUUUGAUACUUGCUUAGCUGUGGAGUCUAAAAUGUGAGCCUACCCCAGAAUGAAUAGUGAAUAGUGGUAUGUAUGUAUGUAUCACAGUGCAUAAGGAAUCAACACUUCUUUAACUGAUCCCUACCCACCCCCAAGGCUCUGCUAAACCCAUGAUUAAUGUCUCCUUGCUCCUUGUGUGAGUUUAUUGUACUUACUGCAAAGCUGAAAAUCUGAGUACCGCAACGGAACAGUUUGGCCUUUGAAACUAUGUGCUGUUCAGAGCUGGAUAUUGAUCAUGAUCCAGGAAAAGGUUCGUCACAAUGUAAUCUGUGUUUGAUGUGUUGUAAGCAAAUAUUUUCAUUUCCAGUGUGCAUUGAAACAGACAGGAGGUGGUGGUUUCUGAAGAAUGUUAUUCAUGGAGAUGAUCUGAUUUGUUUUUCACUGUGAAGCGAUAAUAGCUAUGUAGAAAAAAGUGGGCACUAACUAGUCCUCCUCUUGAAGUGGUUUUACAGGGCUCAAAACUACAUGGCCUAAUCUAAAAUAGGGGGGGGGGGAUAUGUUGCCUGUCUGCUGUGCAAUUUGAACUGAGUUGGUUUCUUCCGUGUUAUGGAAGUGCUGCUAGAUUCCUCCUUUGCACCUUUGGGCCAAAGAAGACAUAACACCAUUCACACAUUUAACAACCACAUACAUGUUUUGUUUAGAGCAAAUUGCAGGCAUUGGGGGCCAAUUGAGAUCAGGGCCCCAAUAGGAGACGUCAACCCCUCACUGUGAUCCUUAUCUGGAUGACCAUUCUCCCCCUCUUCCUGUGCUGUUUGCAAUGGUCCCAAUGGGAAUUUCCAUUACAAAAUAAAUGGCAAUAAUGCAGGGGGCAUCAAAAUAGGACUAUAGCAGGGCUCAAAGGGUUAAGGCCUCCCAGCCCUCUGCUGUGAUCUUGAUUGCCAGUGCCCGCAUCUGCUGUUUACGCUAAAACAAACCAGACACCAUUCAUACAGUGACUAAUGAUGUUAUGUCUAGUUUGUCCCUUUUGUCAAGGGUCACAUUCAUUCAGCAAUGUGAGCAGAACAGCAGAGGUUGUAUUACUGAGAUACUCUGGCAGAAUUACAUAACUUUUACUUAAUAACUGUUUAUAUAUAAGCUGGCUGUUUCUCUUCGGUGUUGGUCAUGUAGGGAGUGGCAGUGGACGAUGCCCACAUCAAAGCCAUCAAUGUCCUUGCUGUGAGGCUGGAGAGGGAGAAUAAGGAAGAGAUGAAAACAAUAUACCAGCGCCGAAAGCAGCUGAAUGAGAGGUGUGUGUAUGUGAAUCUAUAAUGAUGUCCACAUGGGGGAUGAACAGGACAAUCAAAACUGAACAGCUUUAGGGCCCAAGAGGAAUUGGUAGUGCCACCUGCAAUGAUUUAAAAAGAGACAAGACUGAUCUUAACAUAUAUGUAUUUUCAUCAUUCCUCACUAUCCUAACCAUACUCUCAUAGAAUCAUGGACAGGUGGUGUUAGAACAAAUGUGAUGUUCAACUGGGCAAGUUCCUCUGUCCAAAGAUUUCAUUUUUUCCACUGGGACUGUAUUGAGUUUUCAGCUUUUAGCAAAGGGAAGGGGGAGUGCAAGAAAAUAAAGCUGUGGGGCAAACUACAAGAUGUACGCCAAAGGAGAAGUCAACCAUCAUUCUUAAACCCAGGUUUAUUCCAUAGGAUAAAUGAUCUUCAGUUGUCAUCAGUGUCCACUGUCAUACCUAUUAACUCCCAAGUGAUGAGGCUUCCUUUAUGACAACAUUUCCAAAGCUGUCUUUCACAGCACCAUGCUAUGCUUUGAGCACAACCCAUAAUGUCUUGCUAAUUGAGCUUGGCAGCCAGUUAGCAUGCUGAUGCCAGUGGUGCCAGUACUAGGUCAGACUAGUCUCUAGGCCAGUAUCUCCAAGCUUGGCAGAGAAAUAUGUGGUGAACAACAAAAGGCAACAAAAUUAUGAGUGGAGAUCAAUCAGCAUGAUAUCUUCCUAGCCGGUUACAGGUAGGUAACCGUGUUGGUCUGCCGUAGUCAAAACAAAAUAAUAAUAAAAAUUCCUUCCAGUAGCACCUUAGAGACCAACUAAGUUUGUUAUUGGUAUCAGCUUUCGGGUGCAUGCACACGAAAGCUGAUACCAAUAACAAACUUAGUUGGUCUCUAAGGUGCUACUGGAAGGAAUUUUUUGUUUUAUUAUUAUUUUUUUAUCUUCCUAGCCAUGUACUGUACUUUCUCAAGCUGUUCCUAAGACAGCUCCUUUCUGCAUCUGGCAGGUUUCCAGCCAUGACCUAAGAUAACCCACAGAGCAACUUGGGAUUCAUGAAUGCAACUUAAGUUUACCUUGCAGCUUGGAGAGACAAAAAAAAUUCCCAUAGAGAAGUUCUAAUAGGCUAUAACUUUGCAGAAUAAAGCUGUUAAAAUGUAUUUUCUUAUGGCUAAAAUUAGAAACUUCUGUCUUAGAACAACUAAACUUAGGCCACCAAGCCACCCGUACCAAUAAAAGUUAUAAUCAUGACAACUUUCAUUUAAUUAAUAACUCCACAUGUAUUCUUCAACUUUUCUCUUAACCACUUUUUACAUAUCUUCAUUUCCAAUUGUUUGAACAUCUACCUAAGCAAAGCAGGGCAGUGACUGAGAAGUCUCAUAAACCAAAGUGCAGGUUUUGAAAGCAGCUUCUGAUUCCCAUCUUUGAACAGUGUGAUCUGCUCCAAUAAAAUGAAUUUUUUGAAUAAUAGGUGGAACAGUUUCCAUGGUGAUCUCAAAUCAUAUAGAAGGAAGUUGGAAGGAGCUCUGGAGGUCCAUAGCUUGAUCAGAGAAAUGGACGAUAUCACCGAAAGAAUAAGUGAAAAGGUGAUUUGCUUUGUUAUAAAAUUUCCAUUCCUAUUAUCCCCUUGGUGAGUUCCCUAAAGUGAUUGAAAUUCCAGUGACCCAAAUAAACUGAGAAAUGCAGGGGUAGCAUUUUCUUAUUGGAAUACGUGGAAAAAGAGAGCUGCCAGUCCCAGCUAUUGCAGUGCUUCUCUGCUUUGUGAUUGGGGUUACACACGAAGUAGCAAAAUAGCCUAUUCUCUAGAGACAUCUUGUCAUAAGUAGGUUCAGUUUAAACUGAACUUGUUCUGUAAACUUUACAGUGUAUAUAAAAUGAUCCAAAAUUAUUAUUAUUGUUGUUGUUGUUAUAUGUUUAUUUGUACCCUGCCCUUUUCUCAGAGAGACCUCAAGGCAGGUAAAAAGUGUCAACUUCUUCCUGCAAUAUAGCAGGCACCAAUGGUGGUUUAUUUCCAUUGUUUAUGAAUAACCGGCCUUUUUUACACUGGCGUUUGCAAACCAUUGAUGCUAGCUUUUUAUGGACACCCAUGCUAUGAAGUGCAUAUUCCAUGACGUCUUAUAAUACUUUUUGUUUUACUGCUUUUUCUUUAAACCAGUUUGAGAUUCUGAAUGAAAAUGGUCUAGAAAUAAAAGAAGGAAAGAAGUUGAAGGUGCUUAAAAGAACUGAGCUGUGACCUUUUCUUUUCUUUUCUUUCCUUCCCCUACCCCCACCCCACAAAUGUCUUGUUUCCUUAAGAGUACACUGAUACAAACACUGGACUAUGGGAAAGAUAUGGAAAGUGUAGAAAACCUAAUUCGAAAACAUGAAGAAAUGGAGAGGGAAACUGGUGUCAUUCAAUCCAAGAUAGAGGUAAAAAAUAAAUAAAUAGUUAAUAUCCUGAAAUGCAAAUGGUAAAUACUAUAUGGACACAUCCAUUGACAUUUGUCCUGCAGACAAUUUUAAGCUAAUGCAGUAAUCAUGUCGCAUCAGUUUACAAUGGAUCAUGGUGUUGUAAAGAGGAUCGGGGGGGGGGGGGGGCUAGUUUUGCCAUAUUAUGUUCCCAGUAGUUUACUUUGUGAUCUUCCAUGGAUGGUUUCAUUACUAAGAUUAUUUUUCUUGUCUUUCUUUGUGUAUUAUAUUUUGUGAACAGAAAAGUAGGGCAUAAAUGUCCUAAAUCAAGAGGUUUUUUUAGAAGGGACCAUUACACAGUGUGCUUAUGCUUCUUUCAGGCUCUGGAUCUAGAAUCCUUUCCACUUUGCAAGAGGAAUCCGUCCUCCAUAACCGACAAACUGACUAUGAAGCAAAAGGAAAUGAAAAACAAUUGGCUACGACUUCAGGGUCAGACCAAGCAAAGGUAAAAAUACUUAGAACAUGGCCACCUCCAUCCUGUAUACAUUGUUAUCCCAAGAAUGGAGAACCUCCAGUCCAGGGGCCAAAUGUGGCCCUCUAGAACUUUCGGUCUGGCCUUUGGGGCUCUCCCUAGGCCAUACAGUACUUCUUACCAGUUCUGAGUUGCACUCUUGAAUGUUUUUUUCCUGUCUAGAAUGUGACCUUGAACUUUUCAUAAUGUUUCUUCUUUGGUGGUGCUUUUAUUUAUUUAUUUAUUUAUUUAUUUAAUAUCCCAUAUUAUACCUGAAGGUCUCAGGACUGUUCACAGAGAAGAACACAAUAUAUAAAAGAAAAAUAAAAGCAAUAACCCAAUAUAGAAACUUGCCUACUGUACAAAGGUAGAAUUCUGCUCCAUCCCACUGCUGGCAUGUAGCCUCCACUUGGGGUGGGAUCCAGGUUCCAGAUUCAGGAAAAAAUUGAGUACCACUCUAGCCCUGCUACCAUGAGUACCAUAAUAUGUCUACACCACAAAAGAUGUUAGGGGCAGAACUUGGAUGGAACGUACAUGAGUUGAGUUGCAUUUAGGUAUGUGUACAGUGGUGCCUCGCAAGACGAAAAGAAUCCGUUCUGGGAGUCUCUUCGUCUAGCGGUUUUUUCGUCUUGCGAAGCAAGCCCAUUGACGGAUUAGCGGAUUAGCGCUAUUAGCGCUAUUAGCGGCUUUUAGCGGCUUUUAGCGGCUUUUAGCGGCUUUUAGCAGCUUAUCAGCUUAUCGGAUAAGCAGAUAAGCGGCUUAGCGACUUAGAAAAAGAGGGGGAAAAGGGAAAAAAAAAACCAGGAACUCGCAAGACAUUUUCGUCUUGCGAAGCAAGCCCAUAGCAGAUUCGUUUUGCGAGGCACCUCCAAAACGGAAAACUCUUUCGUCUAGCGAGUUUUCCGUCUUGCGAGGCAUUCGUCUUGCGGGGCACCACUGUAAUGUGCUUUCAUAUUUCCUUGUUUGUGUGUGUGAAUGUCGCUAAAGGAGAAAGUGUAAUUCUAUAGGUAACGGAUGUGCAAGGCUCUCCACACAUGGCAAAAUAUAUAUUUUCCUUGCUGCCUUGAGUUCAGUUUGCAAGCCUUCUAUUUCCACUGAACCUGGCUCUGUUCCAGGAAAGAUAUGCUUAGGAAUUGUUUCCAUGCAAGAAGUACUGCUGGGAAAUGGUACAGUUAGAUCCAAUCAGAACUGCUAUUAGAUUGUUCAUUGUGUGACAGGGGUGAGAAAUUGGCAGCCUCUUACCAGUUGCAGAAGUUUAAUUCUGAAAUGAAGGAACUCCUGGACUGGAUUCAAGAGGUCAAAGGUCGAAUGGAGGCUGGUGGUCUUCCUAGAAGUCUCGCUGAAGCAGAAAGUAUGAUCGAAGAACAUCAGGAAAGAAAGGCAAGUAUGAAUCACAUCAGCUGGCUAUAGGCAUCCUGAUCAUGGAUUCCAUUGCCUCAUUCAGGAUCAAGCUACAUAGUAUAUUUAGCACAUAGCCCGCAUCUACAUAUUGUGCCUUUUUCUUACUCAGAAGCAAGCACAAGGAGCCAUUCUGACUUGGUACUGUGGGGAGGGGAGAUCACUUAAGUACUUAUAACACAGCAGUUUGACUUCACCCUCAGAGGCACACUGUCUCUUGAGACAGAUGAAUGCCAGCAACAGUAUUAAAACUUCUGUCAUUUACUGCAAACUUUUCAACGACAACAAAAAUAUAUUGACUUGGAGUGGGACCAACUCUAUGCUCGGGCUGCUAGAGAAUGGAUCAUUUGUUCUCUAUAUUUAUUAGCUCUCACAGUUUCCUGUGCAGUUUCAGUGACAACUCAAAGACUAAUGACUUUCCAUAUAAAUAUUAGUAUUGGAAGGUACUCUACACAGCCUAUUUUUGUCCCCAAUGACCUGUAAUUCUGGAUAGCUGUAUUUCUGCAUGAACAUUUGACAUCAAUCUACCCAACAUCUUUAUAGGAAGAAAUUGAAGCACGAGGGGAAAGGUUCGGGGCGCUCAGCAGCUACGGUCAAACACUUGCCAACUCCAGUCAUUAUGCAGCCCCUGAGAUCCACCAUUCCCUCACUGGACUUCAACAGGCCUUGACCGAAAUGAUCCAGAUCUGGCAAGAAAAGAAUCUGAAACUGCUUCAAGCCAUGGAUUUGCAGGUAGGUGGACAAAUGGUCUGAGACAGCCAACCAAGACCAGAGCAAGUGCUUUGAGGAAACAUCUGUCAGUAGCUGUUUCUGGUUGAUAGAUGGAGAAAGUGGUAGCCUUAGAAUUAUGGACUCAAAGGGGAAGAAGGAAAGAAUGCACUUAAAGAACUGGAAUAUGUUGCUGCUUUUGUCUUGGUUCAGUAAACUAAAAAUGAAUUAAUGUCAGUUACUUUCUUCUUUUUCUAAUCUUAGUUUUCCCCAUUUCUGCAUGGUUGUUGUUUUAAAGUCCACAUGAAAAUUCAUAUACAUUUUUGUUUAUGCUUCAGUCUAGCGGCAGCUAGACUGGUGACUGGGAGUGGCCGCCGGGACCACAUAACACCGGUCCUGAGAGAUCUGCAUUGGCUCCCAGUACGUUUCCGAGCACAAUUCAAAGUGUUGGUGCUGACCUUUAAAGCCCUAAACGGCCUCAGUCCUGUAUACCUGAAGGAGCGUCUCCACCCCCAUUGUUCAACUGAGAUCCAGCACUGAGGGCCUUCUGGCGGUUCCCUCAUUGCGAGAAGUAAGGUUACAGGGAACCAGACAGAGGGCCUUCUCGGUAGUGGCGCCCGCCCUGUGGAACGCCCUCCCUUCAGAUGUGAAGGAACUAAGCAGCUAUCUUCUUUUUAAAAGACAUCUGAAGGCAGCCCUUUUUAGGGAAGUUUUUAAUAUUUAAUAUUUUUAACACUUGAUUGGAAGCCACCCAGAGUGGCUGGGGAAACUCAGCCAGAUGGGCGGCGUAUAAAUAAUAAAUUGUUGUUGUUGUUGUUGUUGUUGUUGUUAUAUACACAUUUUUGAAUGCCUUUCCUCUCAAAUAUAAUUCACUUUUGCAUACAAUUUUCAGCAAUGUGUACACUUUCUCCAAAUGUAUACAUGUGCACAUGUUGUUGUUGUUGUUGGAGAAUGGUAUUGCAAAAUCCAGAAAAGUGCAAAAUUGUGUUUUGAUUCGUUUAUUAUCCAAAGUGCAAGCAAAUUAAGUAGGUUUGCAUUAAAAUGUGAAUGAGUGCAGUUCUCCCACAUCCCUACACUAAACUUAUAUUCAUCUCAAACUGAAACCAUCAGUUAACUUUGAUAUAUCCUCCUAUUUCAAUUUUGGGCAGUGUGUGUCUGUGUGUUUCCUUAAAAUGCAUAAAACAAAGAUAUUUUGCCAGGCUAUAUUUAUAUUUAUAUUAUUUAUAUUUUGAUAUGGCUUGAUUUAUAAAUGAGAAUAGCUGGAACUCAUCUUGGUCUAAUAGUCGUGUUUAUUCCCUUUCACAUGGAAGCUAUUUUCUCUGUUCAUAGAUAUGUAGAAAAAGGCUUCUGUUUCUCAUUGAGGAGACUAUGGCACAAAGCAUCCAUUGAGGAGCACUCUUUCAUUCAUUAGUGGUUUACUUAGAUAAUUGACAGAGCACUUGAAUUGCAUGUAGAAAGUCCCUGGCAUCUCCAGCUAAAUGAUAAGGUAUCAGGAGAUGUGAAAGACCUCUUCCUAAGAUCCUGGAGAGCAGCUGCCAGUCAGAGUAGACAUUACUGGAUUCAGCAGAUGUAUCCUCUGGCAUAAGACUACUUCCUAAUUCCUGGUGCAAGGGGUGGGAUGGAAAUCCAGUCACCACUGGAUAUAGUAAUGACUCUGAAUCCUAGAACUAUCUGCUGUGCUGCUUUUUAAUAUUAGCAAUGACUUGGAUGCUUAUAAGUAAUGUUAGAUCUUCCACCGGUACCUAUCCUAAGCAUAUUUUCUUGCAAGUAAGCCUCAUUGUAUUUUGUGCUGACUUGAUUUUAUUGGGAAAGAGCUCACCAUCUCUCUCUCUCCCGCGCACAGACAUUCUUAGGUUGUGUGGAGCAGAAUGAAAGCUGGCUUAGCAGCAAAGAGGCCUUCUUAGCAAACAAAGACUUGGGGGUAAGAAAAAUGAGCUGUAUGUUUUCUAUUUUCAACUAGAGGGAGAAGACGUUGGCACAGAGUAGAAAGUGCAAAAACCCUCCUUUAAAUAAAAUCACCCUUAGGAAAUCUUACUUUUAGCUUUCUUUGCCAGAAGGCACACAGGAUUCCUCACCUUUUGACUCCUGCUACCAUUGGCUUUAUUUAAUAGUUUCCUAUUCGUCACUCUCUCCUCUCUAACACCAUCCUCCAGUCUGCCUUUUCUUUCUAAUGCACAUGUAUUAGGACAGCCUCUGAAAACACUGAUGAAUUUCAAAGCCACGUAGUCAACCAUAGCUUUUGAUGAUACCCCCAUAUUCUGUGCUCUUGCAUUCAACAAGCAAAACUAUCCUGACCCGCUGGAAAGUUUAGAUCGAUGGACAUUUGAAUCCUGAAAUAAAAGCAUCCCCCAGUUUAGACAGUGGACCCUAAGCUCAGUGGAAGAACAAUUGCUUUGAAUGCAGAAGGUGCCAAGUUCCACCCUGGGUAUAUCCAGUUAAAUCGACUGACGCUGACUAGAUGAAGUGAGGUGAACCCUUGGUCCUCCAGAAGUUGCUGAACUACAGCUCCUGUCAACUUCACCAAGCAUGUCCAAUGGCUGGACUGUUACAGGGUUGUUUCCUAUGUUAACGAUUUUUGCCAUCCUCUUCAGGAUUCGGUAUCCAGCGUGGAGAGCCUGCAUCAAAAACACAUGCAGUUUGAAAAGGCCCUGGAAACCCAGCUGGAGAAGAUUGACAUGAUGGCCUCACGUGCCCAGCAACUGAGGGACAGCCAGCAUUAUGACUCCGAGAACAUCAUGAACAAGUGCCAAGCGGUUCUCAGAAGGUAGCACCUAACCUUUUCCUCCCAUGGUGUCUGUAAAAUCUCUCCUAGCAAGAGUUGAGAAUCUCAGGCUCAGGGGAACCACUGUGGCCCUCUCUCUCUGGCCCCAGACUGCACUCACCAGCCCCUUUGAGUGCUUCUGCUCAGUGGGAGUGUGGCCUUGAAUUGUGCUGAUGCUUCUUGCCUACCAGGAUGGGUGAUGGAAAGAUGUGUGUGUUGGGGUAUGUUCUGACUUUUGAGUGGAAAGUGUGUUACAUCUGUUGCUCUGCUCAUGUUUGCCUCUCGUGCCCCCUGCUAUUUGCACGUGUCCCCGGAAGGUUCCCCAUGGGGGAAUAUGGCUGUUUGUCUGAAAAAGGCUGUACGCCCCAAACAGAGACCCAUCUUUUAAACAAUUUCUUGAUUACCUACCACUCAUCCUAUGGUAUUCCAGUUCUUCAGAAGUUCUUUCAGAUAAAGGUGCACUUACUCAGCUACCAGCGCCCCACUUUGGGAAAUGUACAUAAUAUUUACAGAUGUUCAUAGCGCUAGGAAUAUCUGGGAAUAUGUGCUUCAGAUUUGCUCAUUUUGGGAUGCUACUCUGUUAGUGACCUUCCUGCCUCCUUGCCAGCCCUGCUCAGUUCUGUGGUUCUUGGAUUCUAGUGAGAUUAUCUGUCCCAAAAGUUAAGCAUAUAUUUUGAACUCGUUUUGGAAGUAGAUUGUGAGAAGGUUCAGUUAACCACCCGUGCCAUCUUAUCACCAACAAUGUUUCUUCUUCUUAGAAAGGAGAGGCUUCUGGAAGUUGCUUUAGCUCGCAGACGUCUGCUGGAGCAGUCGUGGCUACUACAAAAAUUUCUACGGGAUUCCUUUGAGGUAUAAUCUAUUUUAUUUGCCGAGACUAACUUAAGCCAUGAUGUGAGAUCCAAUUAGCAUUGUUUGAUAUGAAGUAAUAUGUGUGGAAGCUGGGAGAAAGAAAAUGGAGCGAGUCAUGGAACACCUUGGAGUGAGAAUGGCACCUCAUGGGCUCUGCAAACAUGAACUGUAUUUCUAAAGCCUUUCUACAGGUGUGGGUGAUACUCUGUGAAGUGUAGAUAACAAGUGAGAUAAUUCACCCCUUAUGGAAACAUACAAAUGCAUUGCAUACAAAUGAUGCCAGGAUCAGUCCCUUGCAUCUCCAGAGGGUUUGAUCUUGGAGAGACCACUGUCUGAAACUCCAGAGAGCCACUACCAGAAUGAAUGCCUGAAUGGAGAUCUGUCCAUGAGAGAUGGGGCCUUGUUACUGAUUGGGAACCUGCUUGUGUUGACAGAGCCCUUUCUCUGACAGUUGUACGUGUGGGAGCUCCUUCCAGGCAUUCGGUGUAUAUGUAGAUGGAGAAGGCUGGAGCCUGCCAUCAACCAAUUCCACACAUUAAUUAGUUACAAUACCUGAGGAAAGCAGAUAGAGGAAUAGUUCUGAAAGAACUCUGGGGGAUCUCUUAACUGUAUGUCAUCCUGGGUAUUAAUGCUGGAGUGUGACCUACAACAUUUUCUUUGUGAGUCUCCUUUUCCUAAGGGUGCUUCCAGGCAACUUGUUACUGAGCAGUCACUCUGAUUGGUUUGCAAGGAAGCCAGAUGACGUUGUGUCCAAAGCCAGUGUCAUCCCACAUCUUCCACUCUACUGCAUUCUCCCAUCACUUUCCUUAUCACAAAAAAAUCUGCUGUUUGGGGGAAGCUCACUCGUUAUGCAAGAGCUCCAAAUCAGCUUCUGCUGUGCAACCUGAAUUUGUGGUCUGUGACUGAGCCCCACCCAGUAAAUACCAUCAGCCUGGAAGUGCCCAAAGUGGGAAGCCUGAUGGAGGAAGAAAAGACACUGCCAGCCUUGUUUGCUUGUUCACUUCCUUGUUGUUUCUCCCCCAAGGUGGCUGCCUGGAUGAAUGAAAAAAACAGCAUUGCUCUGGAUGAGAGCUGGAGAGACCCAAGCAACCUUCAAGCCAAACUUCAAAAGCAGCAGACUUUCCAGGCGGAGAUUGUGGCCAACAGAAGCCACCUAGAUAGUAUCAAAGCUGUAAGUGUGAAGAGGGGCUGCCAGAGAAGUCUGGUUCAGCAAAGGAAUGCUUGGCCAUCAGAAAUAAAAUUACUUGAGCUUAAUUAUGAGUCCCAAGGAAGAUGAGAUUGCUUGAAACUGUUGAUACUUAAGGAUGUAGUUCAGAAAGAUGUUGCCCAAUUCAGAAAGACGAGCCAACAAGAGAAAAGACUUUGAUUUUCUUUGUUUGCAGGAAGGAGAGAAAAUGAUCCAGGAGGGUCAUUGUGCCUCUGAUGCCAUCCAGUCCAGGCUGCAGGAAAUAGAUGAGCUUUGGGAUGAGCUGCUGCAAAACUGCCAUGAAAAGAGAAGGAAGAUGCAGGAUGCCUACAAGGUGAAGCAAAACACGGGGGGGGGGAGUGACAAUAGAGGAAGGGUGGUGUAGCUGUGGACUUCCAGAUAUUCCUGGACUACAACCCUCGACAUCUCUGACCCUUGGCCAUGCUGACAAGGUUGAUGGGAGGUGCAGUUCAUUGCCACCUGGAGGACCACACAUUCCUCACCUUUGCUUGAUUGACAGGUUGCCAAUUUAAAAGUCAAGGUUAGCCAAAGGAAGGAUUUGCCACCAGCGGUAUAAAUAAUGUGAACAUAAUUAUGAAUCACAAGGAAGAUAGGGUCGCUUGAAGGUAUAUUGAAUAAUUUGGUUCAGAAAGGUGUUCUCAGGUUCAGAAGGAUGAGCCAUCAGAAGACGGCUUUGAUUUUCUUUAUUUGCUAGGAGGAGAGACGAAAGAAUUACUUAACAAAUGUGUGGUGUCUAUGCUUGCACUCAUAAAAGGGCUCUGACGAAUCCUCAUUUGGUCUCUCCCCCCCCCCCCCCGGCGCUUCUAAAUGUCUGUUUACAUCUGGGUUCUUUCCUCUGGAUUCAGGCCUUACGUUUCCUACGCACUGUGGAUGAUGUGGAGAAAUGGCUGGAAGAUCUAGAAAGCGAGAUGAAAGCCCCAGAAGGCAGCAACAAUUUACUGGUUCUGAAUGAUCUCCUAAAGAAGCAGGAGGAAUUGGAAGAAAGCUUUAUCAGCUAUAGAGACCAGGUGCAAGGCCUUAUCAAUGCAGUGCAAGAAUUUCAACAAGAGAAGCAUUUUCUGGCAGAUGAGAUAGAAGAGAGGGUUGACCAUGUGGUGCACAGGUGCUUGAAUAGUUUUUCCUUUUUCCUUUCCUUCUCUCUGUGUUCCUUCUCCUUUCUAUUGUCACUUUUUUCUGUUGUCACCCUCCUCUUUCCAUCUUUUUAUUAUUAUUGCAUUCCUUGUCUUGGCACUCGUCUUGGUUUAUUAUCCCAUAAUCUUCCUUGUACGUCUCCUUCUGGCAACUCCUGCAGCCAAGUUGGUGCCAAACGUAUUGCUCAGCUUUCCUUUGGACCACAUCAGCAAAGCUGGGGGGCGGGUGGUCUUGUCACCUGGGCAGCCCAGGACCUCCAUACACACUGCCCAGUCUUGUCCCCCAGGGAGGUCACUUCAGUGCUGCUAACACAGUGGCUUGGCUUCACCCCUGGAGGCACACUCCAUUGUCUCGUGAGAUAGACGGAUACCAACAACCUUCCUUAAUACUGAAGUGGAGGCUUCAUUUUGACUCUCCAGGUACAAAAGCCUUAGGGAGCCACUCCAAGAGAGGCGGGGGGGUUUGGAGGCCAGCAGACUUCAGUACCAAUUCGUCCAGGAUGUCAGUGAGGAGUUGACCUGGAUUCAUGAGAAACUUUCCCUGGCAUCCUCCAGAGACUACGGCCAAUCCCUUACAACUGUUCAGCGCUUACAAGAGAAGCACCAGGUAAGGUUCUAUAGUAAGGGCAGGGAAUAUUGGAAAUAGAGAGAAUGGAGUUUCUCCGUCACUGUUCCUUAACCAUAUCUUUUUGCUAAAGUAUCACUGCCAAGCAUGUUUGCCGCCUCCCCCCCCCAUCCCCCAUGUGCUUCAGCAAGGUGCAUGAACACUUCUAUUUCGAUAUAAAAGAGACAAGAAAUGAAUAGCUCCUUCUGCUGGAGGGAGGGCAAAAUUCCUCUACUUCAUUCUUUGAGCAUUUUGGAAUCUCUUAAGAGUGUUGGUGGAUGCAUGGUUUUGACCUUACCUUAUAUAAAAGAGAAAACAUCUUCAUUUUCAAUAUAUACUUUAUUUUGUUGUAUCUAUCAGAAUUUAGAAAAUGAGAUUAGCAGCCACAACGCCUUAACUAAAGCGGUGAUCAGCACUGGGCAGAAGCUGGUGAAGGGAGGCCACUCUGCCUCACGGGAUAUUAUGGAACAGGUGAAAGAACUGGAAGUUUCCCUGGACAACCUGAAGGGUGAGGCUCAGGAGAGAAGAAAGAGACUCAUGCAAUCUUACGAAGCUCAGCAUUUCCUCACUGAGGUAAGAUAGGGCUGGGAUCUCAUGUUCAGGUUUGAUACCUUUUAAAGGAUCGAAAGUUUUCUGAUAGCUUGGUUGAUAAAUUAUUAGAGCUUGAAGCAUAAUUAAAACAUGGAAGCCAUUACCUUGCUAGAUUUUACUGUUCUGCCUGUUCUAAUAAUUUGUAUUUUAUUUUAUUGUUGGUUGGUUGCUUGAAACAGGGUAAGUCGAUAUGAAAUUCUUGUAAGGAAAUGCCCUCGUUUGCCAUUUCCCUGACUUAAAUCAACUCCAUGUUUCUAGUAGUCAUUGGAUAGAUGGGAUAUGUGUCCCAAUAUCAUACCUGUCCUUUCUCCUCCUCCUUCCCAAGUUUCAGACAAGCAAUUUAAAUCGGGGCUGCGGCCUGGGAUGAGAGUCGGUGUAACCUCCUAUCUCCCAGCAGCAGAUUUAAUCCAAAUCCAUUGUUUUCAUAGUUGCUUUAUAUUGCUUUUCAAUGUUUUUAUGUUGCUGUACACUGCCCUGAUGUUUUACAGUGGUACCUCAGUUUACGAACUUAAUCCAUUCCGGAAGUAUGUUCUUAAACUAAGGUUACCAGAUUUUUUUCAAUGAAUCCAGGGACACUUAUUGUUCGCUACGUACAUGUGAAUGCUGAAAAAGCUGUAAAUCCGGGAACUGUCCCCAGGAAACGGGGACGUCUGGUAACCUUAUCUUAAACUGAAACUGUUCUUAAACCAAGGAGUGCUUUCCCUAAUGAGGCCUCCCACCGCCAGUGCCCUUCCACCAUUCAGAUUUCGUUCUUAGACCGAGGUAAAGUUCACAAACCGGGACACUACUUCCGGUUUUGCGGAGUUCAUAAACCAAAUUGUUCGAAAACAGGACUGUUCUUAAACCGAGGUACCACUGUAUAUAAAUUCUUUUAUCAGUCAAUCAAUCAGCCUAUUGACACUCCACGGCCUUUAAUGAAAGAAAAAGACAUUGGGAGAGCCAGUGAUGGAUAUCUCAUUUCAGAGAACAGAGAUUUCUAACAGAAUUCUCAGCACCCUAACCAGACUAUAAUCCCAAGGAUUCUUUGGGAAACGCCAUGUGGAAUAAAUCUAAUAUAAUUUAGUAUUUAGCAGAUACCCCUCUGCCUCUUUAGGCUAUAGCCUUGCAUUCAAACUAGGCAUGCCUAAAUGUGUCAUUAGAAACUGCAUCAGGGUUUUAAAAAUGCUUUAAUAGGCCACGGGCGAGAUUUUUAUCAGGACUUUAGUACACAGGGAGAAGUAGUUUUAACUUUUCCUCCCCAGCUGCAGUCGCAAUGAAAAUUGUCCAAGUUCUGCAAAUGGCACUGAUGGGAGCUUUUUUCCUAAAGCUGAUAAAAGUGCUGGGGGGGGUUGUCAGUGGUGCAGCAGGGGAGCAAGCAGUUAAAUCCUAUUUCCCAAAGUGCUAUGAUUCUGCUGAAAAUUGCCCCAUGUCUGGUAUUAUUAACACAGGGCUCAUCCACGGCUUGUCCCUUGCUCUAGAAAGCAUGGGUCCAAGAGGUUUUCUGCUAGUCCUGUGCUUUAAAGGCAUGUGUCCAAAUGGUUUUCCAUUUGCCCUGCUGCUUUCCCUGAGAAAACUACUCUUUACCACUGAAUUGGAGCAAACGUCUUUCCAUGGAAAAACCUUUUGACCUUUGCUGCAAUUCAGCAGUAAAGAGCAGUUUUCCUGGGGGAAAGUGACGGGACAAGCGGAAGUAUGCACAAGCCCAUAGUUUCUAAUGAUGCAUUUAAUGCCACAUCUCAUUUAGUCCUUAGUGAUUUAUGUCACUGUUAAAUAUAGAUUUGUUUUGCUGGGUUGUAGGCCGGGGCCUGUUUCUCAUUCAAGUUUGGUCACCAUUGCAUUUCUUUUAAGCUUUUGGAAGUGGAAUCCUGGGUGGCAGAGAGAGGACUGCUCCUGGAAACCCCUGAUUAUGGGAGGAAUGAAGAAUCGACUCAGGCACUGCUCCGAAAAGUGGAGGCUGCCAAGCUAGACCUGGAAGGAUUCAAACCCAGAAUGGAGAAGCUGAGGGAAACAGGAAUGCGCCUCUCAACAAGCGACAACCCAGAGAGGUAGGCGAGUCGAACUGGUUACCGAUCUUCUUCACACACAUAAAUGCAUACUGACUAUGUGAAUGACGUUUAAGGCUGUCUCUCUUUGCAAAUUGCGAAACUAUAGAAGCGGGCUAGCAGCUCAUUAAACUGAGCCGGCUCUUUGUUCUGGGUGGUAGAUCUCAAAUGAGCCAUGGAAUUCUCCCUCCCACAACAGAUAUGCACAUUUGUUUGCAUGUGCUGGUCAGCUGUUCCUAUUUAACUGAAUGGAAGCUGCUGUGCGGAGAGCAUUUCUGUGCAUAAAUCAGAAUGCACACACAAGCAGCUUUGAAUCACAGUGCAUGAAUCUUUUUAUACCAGUUAUAUGACUAUUAUUAUAGUGCCUGUGUUCCCUGUAUUCCUUUUAAAAGACCCAUAACUUGAUUUUUUUCUCUCUCUCUCCCCCUCUUCAUAAAACACAGCAACACUGCAUUAGACAAUUGUUCUAUCUCAGUUGUCUUAAAAUGCACAGACAAUGGCUUUUAAUAAUAAUUAAUUAAUUAAUUAAUUAAUUAAUUUUAUGGCAUAUGACCAUCUUUUGUAGAUUAUUAAUUCAUGCAAUACAGUCCAUGCUGUCUCUUCUGUAUCAUUGCUCUCCAAACAGUUCUUUGGGGACUUUUUAUUCUUCAAUAAGUUGUUUUUUCAAUAUCCCGUGUUAAUGAUCAUACUCUAGCAACCUUUUAAGGGAGGUUGGGGCGCAUCCCUCAUUUCAUAUUGCCUGAACUCACCAAUAAAUUUAUUUUGGUUUGCAAAAUACUACUUUUGACCUGUGUUGAAUGAGUUAGAUAGCCCAUUUCCCAUGAGCAGGAUGCCAUCACAGAAACAGAAAAGGGGCCUUUCUUCGUUGAUAUACACUGGUCUUUCGGCAUACAUAAAUUACAAAGGAUUUCAACCAAAAUGAAAGCACCUGCACUCAUUCUGCAAAUCAAUACUCUGCCUGGGAGCUGGGCAUUUAUGCUACUGGUACAGACAAUGCAUGUUUCACCUUGAUGUAUUACUAAGCUUCAGAUCAAGACUGAUACUUUCACUGGUAGUGACAGGGGCUGUGGUGGUGAAAGGUGCAGGAUACAGUAAUUGUGACGUGAAUCAGUACAGAUUUCCCCCCCUCUAAGGCUGUUAACUUUUCCCCCCUAACAGCUCCACUAUCCUUCCCAAGCUCCAGGGUGUUCUCGAAGAGUAUCUCUCUCUCCUGCAGAGAGCAGAGAGCCAGAUAAAAGCGCUGCAGGAGCAAUAUCAACUGCAUCAGUUUGAGAGGGAGACCCAGCUGGUGGACGCCUGGCUUUCGAAAAAGCAGAGCACGGCUGAAUCAGAUAACUACGGUCAGGAUUUGGAGGAUGUUAAGGUAAAACAGAUUUUAUCUCUUGCCAAGCAGGAAGACCUUGGCCAUUUUAUAGCUGCAGACAUCACUGUGUCAUUGAAAUACAUUUUAGAGACUGACAUAGCUCCAUAGAGAGCUCUGGAUGGCAUAUGCUGGUCACUUUCAAAAACUGCCCUGCCAUUUCUUUUCAGAAGUAAGUCCUAUUGACUGCAGUGGGACUUGCUCCUUGGUAAGUGGAGUUAGGGUUGCAGCCUGUGAGCAGUAACAUUUAACAUUUAUGAAAAGUAAUGGAAUAGCCAAGCUUUCAGCUGUCAUCAAACUCUUAUGUAGGUGCCAAAAAGAAAUCCCCCUUACCUCCAUGCAGCUGGACCAGAAAGAUUUGUUUAUUAAAUAUUAAUAAUAAAAUUUUAUUUAUAUCCUGCCCUCCCUAGCCAAAGCCAGGCUCAGAGCGGCUAACAGCAAUAAAAGUAAAACAGUUUACAUAAAAUCACAAUCAAUUGAUUGAAAUGCAUUCUAAAACCAAUUCAUUCUAAAAUCAAUUCAAAAUCAAAUUAAUGGCAACCAUUGGCUAGAGUUCUGUGAGGAUUACCAAAGGAGUGGGUCAGACUGUGCCUUGGCCAAAGGCCUGGUGGAACAGCUCUGUCUUGCAGGCCCUGCGGAAAGAUGUCAAGUCCCGCAGGGCCCUAGUCUCUUGUGACAGAGCGUUCCACCAGAUAGGGGCUACGGCCCUGGCUCUGGUUGAGGCCAGCCUAACCUCCCUGUAGCCCGGGAUCUCCAAGAUGUUUUUAUUUGAAGACCGUAAGGUCCUCUGUGGGACAUACCUGGAGAGGCGGUCCCGUAGGUUUAAAGUUUGUUUGCUUGUUCUUAAAUCAAGUGACUUUCCAAACUCCAGUUUACCACUUCUUUGAUAUUAUACCAAUAGUAUUGUGCUUUUGUAGGUAUUAGAGGUUCUGAAAAAGCUAGAAAUAUAAUUUAUCUCCCUAUCCUACAGAUUUUGGAGAAAAAGUUUGAAGAUUUUAUAAAGGAAGUAAGAUCUCUAGGACGUGCCAAGGUUCUUCUGAUAAAUGACUUAGCAUCUCAGCUCAAAGGAGCGUGUCACAGCCAAAUAAGUGAUAUCCAGAAAAAGACUCAACAGGUCAAUGACACAUGGGAGAGAUUGCAGCAGGCCAUCCAGAUAAGGGCGGAGGUGAGGUCCUAAACUUUCUGGUGUCUUGACUGAUUCGUUACGACACUGCUGUUAUUGAAGUGCAUUCAUACUCUAUGAGCCUAUUCAGACAUACAAUUUGCUGUGAUGAGUUAAUCAUCAUAAUCCAAUACCCUGGGCUUUUUGUGACAGUACUUGCCAAUAUGGAGUACUGUCACCUCUUUUUCUUUUUUUUCCUUUUUGCUGCCCAUGUCAGCCGUUUUGUGCUGGCACCAAUGAGUACCAGCACCUCAUUUUUUUAUUCAGAAGCUCAAAAAAGAAAAGCACUGCCAAUACCCACAAAUCACAUGGAGAAGCCCGCCCACUGUGCAUGUUUAUAAUUCCUGUAGUCAUUUCAACUACCAAUAGGGCUGCCAGUUUCAAUCAAUAAUGCAUAUCACUGAAGAGUAGAUACAACUGAUUCCUCCAUGUGGUCCUCUACAACAAGAUGGAUCUGCUUAGCAAACCAACCUAACUUCUGAAUCUCUGAGCCAGUUCCAUGACCUUUAAUUUCUUUUUUAAAAAAAAAAAAAAAAACCGAUGCAGGGGCAUGGUUUUACAUAGGAUCUAAUAUCUAGAGUAAGAGACGUGGGUGGUGCUGUGGGUUAAACCACAAAGCCUAGGACUUGCCUAUCAGAAGGUCGGCGGUUCGAAUCUCCACAAUGGAGUGAGCUCCCGUUGCUCAGUCCCUGCUCCUGCCAACCUAGCAGUUUGAAAGCACGUCAAAGUGCAAGUAGAUAAAUAGGUACCGCUCCGGCGGGAAGGUAAACGACAUUCUGGUUUGCCAGAAGCGACUUAGUCAUGCUGGCCACAUGACCCGGAAGCUGUACACCGGCUCACUUGGCCAGUAAAACAAGAUGAGCGCCGCAACCCCAGAGUCAGUCACGACUGGACCUCAUGGUCAGGGGUCCCUUUACCUUUACCUAAUAUCUAGAGUGACAUUUAAGAUUGUACCAUGCAUAGCAUUCUAGCUGCACAAGUCAGUUUUCCUGUUUUCAUGUCUGCUGCAAUACUGUGACCGUAAGGCUGGCAUUGCUAACAUAUCUUUCCCUUCAUCAGAAUCUCAGAGCUGCUCAUGAGGUUCACCAAUAUGACCGUGAUGUGGAUGACCUAAAGGGUUGGAUGCAGGAGAAAGAGGCGGUUGUGGAUAGAGAUGAUUAUGGCUAUGACCUGCCAGGUGUGCAGACCCUCCUCAGCCAACAUGAGGGACUCGAGGUAAGUGGAAUGGACCACCUUGAAAAAACGACAUCAAGGAUAGCCAAUAUGGUGGCCUCCAGAUGUUGUUGGAGUCCCAUCAGCUCUCUCAAAUCCCAGCCAUUGUGGCCAGUGAUCAGGCACGGUGGGACAACAUCUGGAGAGCACCACAUUGGCUACCCCUGAGCUGGCUGCAUGAUGAAUGAAAUCAAAAGAUCCUGCAUUUUCCUUUGCAGAGGUUCCAGCUCUUGUACUCUUGUUGUUCGUUCCCUUCCAGAAAUAAGUCCUUAUUUCACUUUUACAGAAAACACUUCACUACUAUGGAUGGACAAAAGCAGUUUCUAUUUGGUCCAUGUCAGUUUUCUUUGUUGGUUCAUAAGUUUGUUCUGUCCCAUUUCUGCAUUAUUCUUUGGGGGACAGUUGUUAAACUGCAUGAAGAUUUGGAUUUUGUGUGCAUGUUUUAGUUUGAAGUACACAUUUUUGUGCACAAUCUGGCUUUUUUAAAAAUAAAAAAUCAUUUUAACCCCACUCCUAAAGUUGUAUUUAAUGACUAGCUGGGAUGGAAACUAUUCGGAUAGCCUAAUGGAAUGGGCUGCUGGGAGACACUGCAGGGAAGGCCACAGGCAGAUGGUCUCACUACAGAGGUGAUUGAAUAGCCUCACUUCCCUUCUCUGCUCUUAAUCAACGACCUGAUACUCUGUAGCUUUUUUGGGCUGAGAGCUGUUUUUCAAAAUUUGAAGAAGUAGAAAAAAGCAAAUGAGAACUGCUCUUUGAUCUGUAAAUUAGUAUGAGAACUGCAAAUCAGGCUAGUUUGUUUCAAAAAUGUGGACUGAACAAAAUCCUUGAACACAUUAACUACACGUUCAGGCUGGUCUCUGAGCUUACGGGCCACCUAAAUUUAGAGUUGCAGGCCCACAUCUGCCUAGAAUUCAUGCAAUUCCCCUUAAGCCAAGUUAAUUGGGGGCGAUAUUUGUGAGACAAAAAGGUAAUUUGCACAUUUCCACCAACUUUUUUUAUUUUUAGAAUUCAGAACUUCUCUAGGUUCACUCCACUUUAUAAAGAAUUCAUAUGCAGUUAUGAAAUAAAUAAAUAAAUAAAUAAAUAAGAGAAACCAUAUCCUGCAGACUUCAGUUAACUUCCCUUGCUGUGUUCCAGAGGGAAUUAGCCGUCAUUGCAAAAGAGCUGGAAAGGAUCAGGGGGGAGGCCUGGCGUCUUGGCCGCCUAUACCCUCAGCCCAGGAGCAACAUGAUGAAAAGACUAGCAGAGGCAGAUGAGUGCUGGGAGCUACUGGACAAGAAGUGUCUGGAGAGAAAGCAGAAGCUGCAGCAGGCAGAACAUGUUCAGAUCUACUUCAAUGACUGCAGAGAACUAAUGUACGUACAAGCUGAACAAAUGCACAGUAUGAAGAUCCCUGGAUGUGUUAAAGCAAUAAAGGUGGAACAUUGGCACCGUAAAAUCAGUUUAUGUCAAUGGGACCAAUAUGCGAUUGUAACAGAGCAGUUUGUGUGUGUACUUAAUUUAAAAUAUACAUGCUGUUUUUCCAGCAACAAAAUAGAGUCGAUGGGAAGGCCAGGGGUGGCAUGGGGGGUUUCCAGGUUUUUCCAAAGCUUUUUGGGGGGGGAAUAGGGGGGGAGUGUGUGGAAUAUUCAAACUAUAUUGAACUGUUUGGUUUUUUUCAAAAAAAAAAAUUAAACAGCUUUGUGGGAAAAGAGAAAAAAAGGGGGGACUGGGUCCCCCCCCCCAAUUUUUCUGGGUUUAUUCCAGACCUUCCCAUAUGAAAUUGUUAGAAACAACAUAGAUAACCGUUUCAACAAUAAAAAAUGCAAUCCAUCAGAAAAACAAAGACAAACAAAUAAAUAACAUGUAAGGUCCCUGCAGCCUGGAUGCAGGCAAAUGCUGUCCCCAUCUUUAAAAAAGGGGGGGAGAGAAGACCCAGGUAACUACCAGUCAGUCAGUUUGACACUGAUACCAGGAAAGGUGCUAGAACAUUUUAGCACCAUUCCGAGCUCUGAGAAUUGUUUGGAUGCACUUUAAGUACAAUAGAAAGCUAUUGUGUGUGCACUAAUGUUGUGAAUGAAAAAACUUCCACCUGCCCUUUGAAUGAGUGGAAUCCCUUCCACUUUUAUUCGUGGCGAAAAUAUUGGUGCUCAGAGCCUCCCUUUUGGUUAACUCCUUUAGGGCCUGGUCCAAGGAAAUGCAAGCCCUGAUUAUAUCUGAGGAACUGGCCAAUGAUCUUCUUGGUGCCGAGCUGCUUAUUAAACGCCAUGAGGAACACAAGCGUGAUAUAGAGAUGCGAUGGCUGAAAUACGAAGACUUGGAACAAGCCGGAAACAACCUAUUGAAGGCUGGGCACUUUAUGUCCAUAGAGGUAAGCCAGUGUGGUGGUUAAGAGCGGUAGUCUCGUAAUCUGGGGAACCCGGUUCGCUUCUCCGCUCCUCCACAUGCAGCUGCUGGGUGACCUUGGGCUAGUCACACUUCUUUGAAGUCUCUCAGCCCCACUCACCUCACAGAGUGUUUGUUGUGGGGGAGGAAGGGAAAGGAGAAUGUUAGCUGCUUUGAGACUCCUUAGGGUAGUGAUAAAGCGGGAUAUUGAAUCCAAACUCUUCUUCUUCUUCUUCUUCUUCUUCAUGGGUUAGAUAUUAUUGAAUGAACUGACUGAGAAGAAAUUAGUUAGGAACAGCAACUCGGGAUACUGAAAAGGGCCAAGUUACACAUACAGUAGUACCUCGGGUUAAGUACUUAAUUCGUUCCAGAGGUCCGUUCUUAACCUGAAACUGUUCUUAACCUGAAGCACCACUUUAGCUAAUGGGGCCUCCUGCUGCUGCCGCGCCGCCAGAGCACGAUUUCUGUUCUCAUCCUGAAGCAAAGUUCUUAACCUGAAGCACUAUUUCUGGGUUAGCGGAGUCUGUAACCUGAAGCGUAUGUAACCUGAGGUACCACUGUAAUGUGGCCCAUCUCUCAAAUGGUUUGAGCAGGCUGCAUGAUCAAAAACCCUAUCCCAUAGUCUUGUCUCCGGAAUGAAUUCUCCCUCUCAUCCAGGAGCCCAUGUUACCCAGACCAGCAAAGUUGCUAUGCCAGGUACCUUCAAACCACCCCUUCCAUCAAGGGGAAAUAUUUUGUCCUCAACCUCCUGCUGUGCCUCCCAAACACAGCUGAGACAUAACUAGAUGUUUUAAACAGCAUAGCUAACAACUGUGUCCAGUUUGGGUUUUUUACAAAUGCAGUACUAAGUGCAGGAAUACCGAUUUUCAUCAGGACCUCAGGGCUUCCAUCCUCAACCACAAAUGUGAUUAAAAAAUACCCUCCAUGCUGCAAUUAGCCUGGAAGGAGACUCUCUUUAGCACUAAUUUGCUUCAGGACUACCUCAAAGAGAUUUUUUAAACGUAGUUUGCCAAUGAGAUCUAAAAUUACUACAGCAAAUCUUGCUCUUGUGCUUUCUACAUGAUGUGGAUGUAUGUACUUUGGAGUUGGCAGCCUCAGCCACACAACAUGGAAGAGCCAACUUCAAGUUUAUUCUCAGCAACAGCAGCUCCCAGAGUGAACUUGAACACAUAUCACUAUCUGCAAGCAUUCCCUUCUGUUUGGGGUUAUUGCAAGGAGGAUAAAAUAUGGAUGUGGGGGGUAAGGUUCUCUUGACUUAGGCGUGACUUCAAAAAGAAAUAAAAACUAAAUUAGUAAAUCUCCGAUCUUAUGAUCUAAAAGCAUAAGCUGUGUUGAGCAGAGCAGAAGUGCAACCUGAUAUGGAGCAAACAGGUCGGAUUUAAGGGCCUUGGGGGCUUCCUCAGACAUGUGGUCCUUUUUCAGACUAUUAGGAAAGGGGGGAGAGGAGAGAGCUUCAUUUGAAAAGCACCCCACGGUCUUGAUAUCUAUGUAACUUCAUACACUGACCUUUACAAUGAUACUCGACUUGCCUUGUGUAUAAUUUGUAAGGAGAUCUGCAGAUCAUGGGGGUAAGAACAUCUUCAGAAUUUGUUAAAAGAUCCUGUUGCUCUUAUGGACGUCACUUUACAUACUUUGAGAAACCCCACUGUGUUUCUGUUUCUGUUUCGAAAAUAAAAAUAAAUGCUACUCGCAGAGCAGGAGAACAGAUGGGCUUGUCUUGUCCAACCAGCAAACCUGAAAGUGCAUGGCAGGCCUAGGAGAAAGCAUUCUUUGUAAAGAGGAUAGCUUGGGCAGCUUGUGUGCCUAAGGUUUUUUUUUUACUGCAUGCAGUGGUGUGUGUUCCAGGUACAUGCAGUUUCACUGAAAAAAUUGCUAUGUUUGAAAUUUGUCUGGAUGAGUAAAGGUGCCCAAAGUCUGUUUUACAGACUUUGUAAAGCAAGGGUGGCUCUCCAGGUGUUGUAGGGAUAUAACUCCCAUCAUUCUUGCUCCUCUUGAAUCCAUUUUCAUUUUUAAUAGCGUAAUCCUGCUAAUAAGAACAAUGGCAACACUCAAGCAGACAUUUUAACUGGAACCUUUGCGGUGGUGUUUUUUGACAAUACAGAUGUUUUAUCUUUCCAAUAUCUACUGAUAUUUGGUUGAUUCAUUUGUUUAAAUUUAUCAUUUUUUAUAAGUAACUUUCUGUGGUUUUGCAAAAUACAAAACCAUACUUUCCAAAUGGACACAAGGGGAGGUCAUAUAUUCAGUCCACCUUGUGAAUGCCAAAUAAAAAUGUUCAGUUCCUUUAUCUUCCUCCAUCCUUCCUUCAAUUUAAAUCUUGGGAAUUGUGAAUUGUUCCCUGUUUAGGGAAGUUUUAAAUAUUUGAUAUUUUACUGUGUUUUUAAUAUCCUGUUAUAAGCCACUCAGAGUGGCUGGGGGGGGCUGGCCAGAUGGGGAGGGUAUAAGUAAUAUAUUGUUGUUGUUGUUGUUGUUGUUGUUGUUGUUGUUGUUAAUUACUACUAUUACUGCAGAUUGAAGAGAAGCUCUCAGAACUGUUGGAGCUAAUGAGAAUGGUGCGGGAAUGCUGGGACAUGAAGAAGGAUUUGUACGAGGAAAACUGGGAGAUCCAGUUACUGAGAAGAGAGCUGGACCUAGCUGAAGCUUGGAUGACAACCAAGGAGGGUUUUCUGUCAGAUCCUAGCUAUGGGGUGAGUUAGGUUAACAUAAACUUAAAUGCUGACAUGCUUUUCUGGAUACACAGCCUGCUUAGCAUAGCACAAGGCAAUUGCUAGGCUAAUUCCCAGCACAGGGGGGGGGGUCUACUCCAGCUCCCUGUGCAAAUGUUUCUGCUCCCUACAAAUGCUAAAAAGAAAAAGUGCCGUGUGUGUGUGUGUGUACACGCGCAUGCAUAUUGCACUGUGCGGUCACCAUGUCCUCUGCUGGCAUGUGGUCCAUGGUCAAGACUGAAUGUGACCCAUAGACCACAAACGGUUUGCCACCCCUGUCCUACAGCAGGAAAAACACCUUUGGAAUCAGUGGCGGAGCUUCAUGGGGGGGCAGAGAACGGGUGUGGGCGGGGCUGGUGUGUGUCCCAGGGCGUGGCGCCCAGCGCGGGCAGAGGAGCAGCCAUGAUGGCACCCCACAGGAAUCGUGCUGCCGGGGGCGGUGCACUCCCCCUGCACUCCUCUUCCUCUGCCAGUGUUUGGAAUAUAUCAUGGCACAGGGCUUCAGCUUAUGAGUAUGUUGCACAAUACUCAUUGCAACAGAUCUGUUGCAUAAUACUUAGUACAACGGAAACUGUGAUUGUAGACAAUGACUGACUCUUCCGGCCACAUGGCAUGAGCAAAUGCCCAAAUAUUAUUGCCUCCAAAAUGUUCAAGAUCAAGAUGCAGCCCCUUUAAUGAGGAAACUUAAAAUGUCACACGAGCCUCGUCAAUUUCAAAUGAAGCUUUAUUCCCUCGACCAACUUUGAACAAUUUCAGCCUCUUCCGUUUCCCAUCAUUGCCAACACUUCUCUCGUGGUAUUUCUGUAUCAAAUGGUCGCCUCUGUUGAUUUGCUCCCAUCCCCAGCAUUCAGUCUCUGAUGUGGAGAACCUCUUGAAGAAACAUCAAGAUUUUGAAAAAAUUCUAAAGGCCCAAGAGGAGAAAUUUGCGCAGCUGAACAGAAAGACAAAGGUAAUGUAACAGAAGCUGGUGAAUGCUUCCUGGGGCAGGCCAGGUUGCACAAAGGCAAAUGAUAUCAAUACCUCUCAUUAUCUUUCCCAAUAAAGAGUGGGACCCUGUGGUUUCGCAGCUGAGUUUCUUGUUAAGAUGGAUAGCCCUAGAUAUUCUCUGCCUUUCCCCAGGUGUAUAUAACAGCCAAGGAAGGUCAGGGCAGAAAAGGGUGAAUUGAAAGAGAAAACAUGGUGAGGAAAUGCAGCUGCUGCCAAACACCUUGCUGGGAUUUUCCUGCUUUCUCUUUUGUAGUUUCCCAAAUAAAAUAUAGGUACACAAAAGCGUAUAUUGGAGGAAAGUGUAUUUAAAAGUACGUUUAGUGAAAGCAUACCAAAAGGUGUUAUAUGAGGGGGAAAUUGCUUACAAAUGUGAUAAUAUAUUAGGAGAAGGGCAUGCAGACAAAUUAUACUGUGAACAUUAUUUUUUUAAAAGGUGCAAACUAAUGUGGCAAUGGAGCAAAUGAGAAACCAAAAUUGACAGAUUUAUGUAACACACCCAUAUACCUGCCCAAAUUAUAGCCUGAUCUUGCUGGUUUCACCUCAAAUUUAGUAGUAUCUGUGGCAGGUAUGUCCAUGGCUCACAACUACUUGUUUUUUUACUUCAUUUUCAUUCAGGUACACUUUUUGUUUCUUUCAGAGGGAACUGAAACUACUGAAACAAAUUGAUGCUAAGGAGAGUGGGCAACGAGAGAAAGGGAAAGUGAUCAAGGUUCCCUCUCUAAGAAGAAGACAUUCAGACAGGAGAACAUCUCACACGAAACAUCUUGAUCCGAAGCGAACUCAACCAUUGCCAUCUAUUUCUUCGACAGACACAUUAAAGAUUCCCCUAGAAUGUGGUGUGUCUCCUACGCAAAAGUCCAAAGAGAAUUUGCACAAAUGUGGCCUUGGAGAAGAUCUAAUGUUGACCGACUCCAACAAUGUCAGUUCUCCUCCUUCACCAGUGUCGCUUAGCCUACAAAAUUCAGAUUUAGGAACUCAGACUUCUUUGGUGUCCUCGUUACCCUCUAACCUAAAAAUCCAGCCAACCGACGGUGAUUUGGUGGUACCACACGCUAGUGAUUUCAAACCAUCAAAUAUGAAAAACACAAACGAUGGCACUCUCUCUGAUGUAGAAACCAAAAAAGUGAGGACUGUGCCCACAAGUGAAUCAUUUGACAUUUAUCCAACUUUGCCAUCCUUGGAUUUACCUCCUCAGAGAUCAGAAACUGCUUUUCAGGUAGGUUGCCAUUUAUCUGCGCCCACGGCAACCCCUACACUAAAUGAAAGCUACAUAAAUCUAUUUCUUUUUUCUAUGUUAGAAAUUAAAGGGUUAGGGGGGAUACUGGACACACCAAAUACUCACUGGCAGCUGAUAACUCUGCAAUACGUGAAGUGGCCCUUAACUAUGGGAUAUUAAUUAGUGCUAUAAUCAAGCAUUCUUCCAACCAAUUUAAGAUCUCUGAAAUUGCCUUGUGGAUUCCAGGUUCCUGCAAAUCAGCAGAGCAUGGAGGGUUUCCUAGAAAAGAGGGAUCAGAUUCUUCCAGGAAGAAAACAGGUAACCACAAGUUAAACUGCCAAGGGAAAGAUGAGAUAAUAUAUAAACAGAACAGGCUCACUAAAGGCAAAGCAUGUUAGCCUAAUCUUCUUUCCCAUUUUGAGGUGAUUGUAACAGGGAUUCUUGGGUGGGGUGGAGGGAAUCAAGAAAACUCUUGAUAUAAUGCCUGUGGAAUUACCCUUGCUAAUCCCCAUACACCUAUCCCUUCCUGAGAUUUCCCCUCCUUGCUCAUUUUUUCUUAUUCCAUGGGCAGAAGGAUUUUGCAUCAGGACUUUUUCUCUCCUCCCCAACAGUCCCUAAAUCUUCUCCAGAAGGUUGGGAGAAACCCCAGAACAGAUGUUGGGGGCACGCAGAGCGGGGAGGGGAGUCCAAUUGUGCAAUCAAAAAUCAUUCUGCUGGUGCGAUUGUUUAGUUGAAUACUGCUCCACCCAUCUUUUACCCAACCUUUCCACAUCCCAUCUUCCCCCCUUUGCCUACAUCCUAAGUAGCCUCAUCGCAUUAGAUUCACAUCACAUUGAUUGGUUCACAUGACAUUGAUACAGCUAGUUCCAAAAAAAUCCCAUUGAUUUUGUUUCAUUCUCUUACUUACCCUUUUCACGCUGAUGCAUUUUAAAGCUCAGAGAGGAUUAAAAUACUUCAGAUUUUUAACACAUUUGGAAAUCUCACCUUUGCCCAUGUUAAUUACUAUAUGUUUAAUAAUUUGUGGAGAAGCUUGGCCCUUACAACCAGGAAAGGGAAUCUGCAGCCUUCCAGAUGUUGGAUUCCAACUUCCAUCAGGCCUAGUCAGCACGUCCAAUAGUUAAGAACGAUGGAGGAUGGAGUCCAACAACAUCUGGAAGGCCACAGGUUCCGCCAUCCCUGCCUUACAAGACUCUCUCCCUGAACUGUAUAGCUCAGCUAUUGCAAAGCGUAUCCUACUAUCCAGCUGCAUGGUUGAGGCUAAAAACAAAACACUGUACAAUACAUUAGAUGAAUGUAAUCAGAGUAAAAGCAAACCAUGAAGUGAUGAAUAACCCCCAGUGAUUCAGUAAUAAGCAGCACAGUUGAUGUUUAGAGGUAAUAGGUGUUUUAUGACUUAGUUUUAUGACUUUUGUAGCCAAUGUCCAGAGCUUGGAACAGAUAUUACGUUAAACUUGGAAGACAAAAACUUGACAUCUACAGGGAUGAAAAGGAAGCAUUCCAGGUAAUUUGUGUUUCCAUAUUUCAGUUCUUAUUAAAGACUGUGUUAUUAUUAGUAGUAUUUGGUAUUUUAUGCACUACAUACAUGUCAAAAUGUCUUCUAAUUCACACACACACAAAUGCUGAAAACCCACAUUCCUGGCAAAGAAAUAUUGAGCAAUAGAAAUCUGCCUUGAAGGUGAGGUAGUCUUCAUCUUUGGUAUAUUAGCUGUACACAGUUGUAGAUGAAUAUAUCCUAGGGCAGCAAGAUUCAGAAAUCUGUCCCUUUAAAAAUAGGAGCUGGGUCGUGACCCCAACAAUGUUCAGUAUUGUAAGUGAUGAUCCAUGGUACAGACAGACAGACAGAGCCAGUAAGGUUAUGAUACUUGGUCAUUUGUUAGUGCAGAGAAACAUGAUAUUGGCAUAUAACCCUACAGUAAUGGCUUUCAAACUUUCUGCUGUUAAUGUUCCCUUCCAUAUCAGUUUAUAUGGCAAUACACUCCUUUCUGCUAAAGUAGGUUCUGUGGCAUAUUCAGGAUUAGUCCACCUGAAGCUUUAGCCAUGCCUCACUGUCUCUCCACAUAUAUGAAGAACAAGCCCUGGGAGGUACCAGAUGCUCCCCUGCACAUCACAAAGGAACACUGAGGGCUUAUUGACACUUCCUCUUGCCCCUCUGCUUUCCCUCAGGGAAAACUGCUCUUUAGUGCUCCAUAGGACCUAAUGUCAAUGUGGGUUUCUCCAUAUUUGUGUUUGCCCCUAUUUAGAGUUAAAGAGCAGGUUUUCCUAGGAAAGGAACAGAACAAGGGGAAACCCACUCAGACCCAUGCCAAGAAAGCAUGGGUCAAGCAGGAAAUCACUUGGACCAUGCUUUCUAGGUACAGGACAAGGGGAAGUGUGGAUAAACCCUCAUAGUGAAUGAUGAGCAGUUUUUCAAGGAAACUUUUCCUGCAUUAUUGACACCCCAGCUAUACAGGAUGAGUAAGUGUUUAAACCAGAAAAAAUAGGAUUGAAAGUCUUUGGUUAUCAUCUCUUCUUCUGCCUUGCCAGAAUACAACUCCAAUUUCAUCACUUAGUAUUGCUGGAGCCAAGUGUGAGAAGUUGACGGAGUAUUCUAGGAAAGAACACGCCUUCAGCCUAAGGUACAUCAAGUCGGUGAUGCAAAGAUCCAAGUUUGGGGCAAGUACUCGUUGGUGAGAGAACCCCAGAAAAUCACAAAACAUGUGGCAAAGUAAAGCAAGGAAAUAUAGGCUGUUAGACUUUUAAAAUCUCCCCUUCUAAGUUCCUCCCAAAGUUCCCCAUUUCUCCUAGCAAAGAAAAAGACCACAUGUUUGGUACGUUAAAAAUUGUUUACUUACAAAUUCUCCAAAGGUCAAAUUCAUUAGCUUUUCCAUACAUCAUUCAGGAAAAGUUGCACAGGCAGUAAAACUUGACUUAAGAACUUUCAUCACUGUAACUGUUAUUGAUUCCUCUUCUCUCAAGGUGAGAGGGAGUGACCUCGCUAAGCCUGACAGGACAGUUAGCUCCUUCAUGUUUGUUAAAUGAGGUUGGUUAUCCCACACAUCACACACCCAAUCUAAAACAUGCAUCUCUGUGUCUAGACUCAUUUGAAUGUCGUUUCCUUUAUCCCAACGAAACUACAGAAAUUAGUGAUCUUUUUGUAUCAUUACAUAUUAGUCGUCCUUUUUGUUGUCUGUAUCCUUAACUUUAUCUCAAAAGAAAAACCCAACUGAAAACAAAAGAAGAGAAUUCUGGGUUUUCCUAUACAUAACUUAUUGGGAAAGGCUACCCCAGAACUCAGUCCUUCUUUAAUCUGUGACUUACAGGUUGAGUGAUGGAUCAGAGUACUACUUCGCAGCACCUUCUCAGAAGCUAAUGGAAGACUGGGUGCAAGCAUUAUGGACUACAUUAGGUAAGGCUGUUUGAUUCAUUUUAUGCAGCAUUUUCCUAUUUCUGCCCAUGUGACAUUCCCACAAGAUGCCUCAACAGAGGUGCAUAAUUAGACAAGCAAAAGACACACAUACUGAAGUACCCCAGAUACAGCAUAGAAAGCUGCCUUAUACCAAAUCAAACCAUUGGUCUAUCCAGCUCAAAGAGCAGAAGCUUUACUGACUGAAGAUAAGAAGAACAACAGUUUGGAUUUGAUAUCCUGCUUUUAUCACUACCCUAAGGAGUCUCAAAGCGGCUAACAUUCUCCUUUCCCUUCCUCCCCCACAACAAACACUCUGUGAGGUGAGUGAGGCUGAGAAACUUCAGAGAAGUGCGACUAGCCCAAGGUCACCCAGCAGCUGCAUGUGGAGGAGCGGAGACGCGAACCCGGUUCACCAGAUUACGAGACUCUUAAUCACUACACCACACUGGAUAAGGGCUGUAGCUCAGGAGCAAUAUUGUGUUUAAAAACUAAUCCUUCUUAUUAAUUGUCUUUCAUCCAUAUUAUGUAUUUUUUACUUGGGUUCUACAAGGCCGCCAUAACAGCCUGCGUUCUCUGCGGAAUGAACUUCUAGCCACUACAAAUGCAACGAGGCCUCAGAUAAAACCUUGGAUCCCUGCAGCUGGGAGUUCUGCCAACAAGGAGAUUACCAAAAGUCUGCUUCUCAGGUACACACUGAUUUUGUAUAUGUCGGGUCAAAUGUUACUUAUCCGUUAUCUUUGUAAAGACUGCAGUAACCUAAGUAACAUAGAUUGUCUUUUACGGCAUAGAUAUGCCUCUGCAUCUUAUAAACACUUCUAUUAGAAAUGAAGCCAAUACGUAGGGGUCAUCCAGACUUCAUUUUGUGCCACAUUUCUGGGCCCAGGUCCAUGCUUUAAAGUGCCACAUUUCAGCACUCCCCCCCCCAGUACUUUCACUGCAAAAGUCCACUCUCUUCCACUGAAUCAGAGCAAACGGCAAUCUGCUGAAAAUCUGAAUUGCUGUUUGUUCUGAUUCUUGUUUUCACAGGGAAAGCACUGGGGCAAAAACAAAACAAAACAGACAGCGCUUUAAAGCGCAGACCUGUGCCUAGAAAACGCGGGACAAAAGAUAAGUAUGGACGGGCUUGUUGCUGGAAAUCAUGUGGUGGAAAUUAUUAGGAUCAGAAAUGCCAGUGUCUUAAAACCAGCACUUACUUCUGCCAAAUAUCUCACUGAAAUCUCUACCCAUUCUUUCUCUGGAUCAGGCCAUCCCCUGCAUGACACCUCCACAGGACUUCCGACAAAAUGAUUGAUGGUUCUUUGUUUUGUUUCUUGCCCUUAAUAUAUUUACAGUUAAGGGUGUGAUAUACUGUAAUUAAUUUAAACUUGUAUUUGUUAUCUAAGUUUUCAGCAGAGGAAAGCUAAUAUCUGUUUAAUACUGUUUGUUGAUAGGAGAACACCUUCCUUCAAAGUUGCAAAAGAAAAAAAACCUGUUGGAAAUCCCCAGGAAUCAGGAGAAUUGACACAGGAAUUUAGUAUAAUCUUUGCUCAGGAUUCUGAAGAUUCUGGUAAUACUGGAACAUUUUUUCUUUUAUUAAAAAUAUAAAAAUACACCUAAGAGGGGGAAACUACAUAAUAUAGAAAUGAAAACAUGCUGUGUAAUGUUGUUGUUGUUGUUGUUGUAUGUUUCUUUGUUUGUUUGUUUGUUUGUUUGUUUGUUUAUAUAUUUUUCCCUGACAGGAACUCAGGGCAGCUAACAUAUAAAAAUACACCAUAUUCUUCUGCCAUAUAGUAUAAUCCAGUUUACUAAUCUAAUAUUUUAAUGAUAUUUUGGCCAUUGACCAUAGCAAUAUGCAAAAUUCUUACCAGUCAAGUGCACAGAUUAAUUGCUUUCUUCAUGGUACAUACGUAAAUUUGAUACAGACCUCCUCUUGCUUCCAUAAACAGAAUUAAAAGCAUUAUUAUUAAUCUAUUAUCAGUUCUCAUCUCUUCUUUCAUUAUGAAAACAUUCAAGGUGGUGGAGAGUAAUAGAGGUGUGGGAUAAAUGAUUCAUUCAAUUAGGAGAUGAGAACUGUACUUUAUCUAGGUCAGGCCUCCCCAAUUUAUAACCCACUUUGGUGAACAGAGCUCAUCAGACGCAUACUGUAGCCUGCUAGAGCAGACCUUUCCAAACUGUGUGUCGCAACAUUCGUGAGUCAUCUGCAGGGUAUAAGUGUAUUGCAUGAACGCUCCCCGUGCUCCUUGCGGGACUGGAAAAGGGUUAGUUUAACCUCUGGUUUGCUAGUAAAACUGAGUUACUGUCUUGUGAAAUGAUGCAUGUCUAAAAAGUGUGUCAUCAACAUGAAAAGUUUGGAAAGCUCUGUGCUAGAGGCUUGAUAACCUUCCAGCAGGCCCAAGUCAACAGAUUUUUUCAAGUCCUUAUUUGUGACUUGAAUAAAUCAAUAGUGAUCUAUAAAUAUUUCUAGAGUUUUGAUGGUAGCUUUACUCAGCCAGAGGACCAUUAAAGGUAAAGGAUCCCUGACCGUUAAGUCCAGUCACGAACGACUCUGAGGUUGCGGUGCUUAUCUCACUUUACUGGCCGAGGGAGCCAACAUUUGCCCACAGUUUUUCCAUGUCACGUGGCCAGCAUGACUAAGCCGCUUCUGGCGAAACCAGAGCAGUGCAUGGAAACGCCGUUUACCUUCCCGCCGGAGCUGUACCUAUUUAUCUACUUGCACUUUGACUUGCUUUCAAACUGCUAGGUUGACAGGAGCUGGGACCGAGCAACAGGAGCUCACCCCGUCACGGGGAUUCGAACCACUGACCUUCCAAUCGGCAAGCCCUAGGCUCAGUGGUUUAGACCACAGCACCACCCGCGUCCUACAGGACCAUUAAAGAUGUGCUAAUAACUCAUUUCAGAUGCUUCUUCCGUGCACUCCGUGGAGUCUGAUCCAGUAACACUGUUGAUGUCCAGUCUAUCAGAGCACCCUCAAAGCUAUCAUAAAGCACAGCCUUAUCCUAAUGGAGGAAAGACAGGAACUCUGGAUCAAGGAGUACAAGGUAAAGUUUAACUGCAGUUAGGCAAAAGGGGGCAAUUUUCUGGGUAACUUGAGAUACAAUUUUACAAUUCAUAAACAUCAGCUUGAAGGGGCGGUUGCACUCAUUUUGUGCAUAUGUUAAUUUCAAUUUAACACAUUUAAACACACAUCCACCCUCCAUCUCUGUUUUAUCCCUGAGGAGGUGUGGAAUGUAUCAACUAAGAAAAUGAUAUAGUCCAUGGGAAAUGUUGGUUAAAAUGUGAGAUUAUAAAUUAGGAGGAAUCGAGUGGAAAAACAGGGUUGGCUAGGAAAUAUAUCAAAUUCUUAGGGGGUUGGAAUAAUGAACUGAGGAAUCUGCUCCAAUUACACGCCUCUGUGUGAAAUUCCUCCUUGUUCUCAUUACAUAUUUGGCCUUUCCCCAAAACUUAAAUUCCUACAUUGGGGAUGUAUGUCAAACACAGACAAAUCACCCGCCAACUGAGCCUGCAAGGCAUUCUGUAAAGCAGCUCUGUAAAAUGCUGUGUCAGUUCCAAAACAACCACUCCUAAAUCACCAGAAUAGGAGCCAAGUUGAUUUAGCAGAUGCUGUAGUAUAAGGCCUGAUAGCCCCUUAGUUUUUUUACCAUUAUAAAUUCUGCUUCUGCUCCUUGAGUAGUGGCAACCCAGGGAGAUCAGACAUAGAAUUUGGCGCAGGGUGUCACAUUGAUGGGUGGUUAUUUUUCCAGGAGUGCAUCAUGACAGCUUUUUAGUGUGAUGGGGAAAGGUAAUAGCUCAGUCGUAUUUUUGCACUGGUAAGGAGCCCAGGUUCGGUCCCUAGCAUAGUCAGGUAAGCCUGAGAAAAAAUCCCUUGUCUGAAACCAUGGAGAGCUACUGUCAGUCUCUGUAGGCAACAUGGAGAUGGCUAUUGGCUCAGUUAGAAUACAAGGAUCCUGAGCAGCACGAGAUUUUUAAGAUCUCAGGUAGAAGAAUUUCCCUUUUCCAUUAGGAGGCCUUUUUGGUUGCACCAUUGCCUAAUAAAGGGUAGUUCCCCAGCAAUAUAUAAUAAGGCCAUCUCUGCAGUUGCACCCUGGUUUGAAAUAUGCUUCCUCCUGAGGUUAGGCAGGUGCUGACAAUGGUUAGUUUUUCAGGAGCCAAAGCUGAACCAAAAACUGAAGUAACCAAGAGCCUAGACACUCUGCAGAACCCAGGGAGAACAGAGCCAGAGAUUGAUGUCACAAAGCAGAAGAAAAAGAAAGAGAAGAAUGUCUUCAAAAAGCUUUUUAGCAAGAAAUAAGAGCAGCAAAUGGAAGCGAGUGCUGCAGUUCUGUGGAUGUGCUGGGUUCUUCUUUUGACUACACCCUAUUGCCUUCACUAAGUAAAUAAAACAACAAAACAGUGCCACUGUCAAUAAUUCAGCACCAAUAUAUUUUAGACUGUAAACCGUAUGGAUUGAAAAGCCAUAAAAGUGACUGUAGACUGGCUGCUCUCAGCAUACUUAUUUUUUUAGAGGGAAGUACUGCUAGAAAGUACUUAAGCCUCCUUCACAUAUUAAGCAUGUGAAAGGGUCUUUGCGACUACAAAGAGCCUCUCCCCACUGCUGGCCCAUCCCCUUACAUUAGGCUGUCACCAUCAAUGGGUUGUGCAUUAAAAAUGCACUAUAGUAAGAGAAAAGGAUGAAACUGUUUGCGUUCCUUCAUUUUAAUGUUUAGAAACUGCUUUCCAGAGAGAACUCGGUUUUAGAUAAUACAUAGAAUACCAAAUUUUAUACUGAUGUUUCUCUAGUUUUAAACUAAUGGAAAACAAUUUUUCAUAUACCGUACCUCUUUAAAUAAAACUGACCCCACACGAAGAUUUACUGUUGCAACUGUUUUAUUAUGAAGUUAUAGUCACCACAUAGUAGCUGCAUUUAUUUUUUGUUCUUCCUGAGAUACUCUUAAAGCAAAAAUAAUAAAUUCCUGAGUUCCUUCCUAGUACACUACAGCUACUUCUAUUCAUUUUGCCUUUAUUAAAUGUGGCCAUGCUUUAUUUAAAACACACCAAAAUGUUUAACUUUGACUGCUUUAGAACAAAAUUGGUCAUACUUUGUCUCUCAAGUCCCUGUUCUUUAUAUUUCAAAUUUCUUGACAAGAUGAUGAAAAUAUACCAUUUCUGAGUGGUCUUGCUUUUAUAUGAGAGAUGCAAAUACUUUUGAACCAGAUUCUGAAACAGUAUAAAUCAUAUUACCCCAAAUAAUUUCUGAAGAGUGGAUAUAAUUUGCUCCAGCUGAAGAUCUGGUUUUUAAUACUUAAUGUUCUGUGGAGACAAAAUUCUUCUGACACUAUUUAAGGCUCUGACAUGCCUACCCUCAGGUUUAUGGUAACAUCUUCCAGAGCAUUCAUAAGCAACGGAAACCAGCUUUUUACAGGGUAUGUUCAAUUUACAGCAAACAAGGUGAAGGCUUCCAUUUUAACUAUACAACAUAACUGUUUGCCAUUGCAUCCCCCAGAAGGUUUUGCAUGCAAAGAUACAAUCACCAACUGUGCACUGCUUGUGUGUAAGAGGUUGCCUCACCAAAGAACCAGGCAUGUGGAAUCAGGGCACCUGACAUCACAAUUCAUAUAGAGGCUUUGCUGAUCUCUGCCAGUCCAAAUAGCAAUAUUAUAGUGCCAAUCUAUUUUUAAAAAUACUACCAUUGGUAGAAUCAGCUGCCUCAAAGCACCAAAAGAGCAACAUUUAUUCAUUGAGUCAGAUUAGCAGUUCAUCUAUCUAGCCUAACACUGUGAAUGCUGACCACAGCAUGUCUCAGACCCAUUUUCUGAGCGUAUCAGGUAGGUGCUAUUCCCAGCCCUAGAGUAAGGUUACCAGACGUCCCCGGAUUUACACAUCAGUCCCCAUACAAAAUCCACUGAAGUUGAAAAGUGUCCCCGGAUUCAUUGAAAAAAAUCUGGUAACCUUACCCUCAAUAAAUCUCCAAUUAACUCCCUCCUGAAUCACUUCUAUUGUGGCAAAUUUAGCUAUAGAUUUGGGUUUAAAAGGAUCAAAUACAAGCAAAAGCCAUCAUGUUGUGGAUUGAGUUUGUUGAAUUUAACUAGCAGAUC
This is a messenger RNA of Podarcis lilfordi (Lilford's wall lizard), 50304 nucleotides long. The record is from the annotation of a GenBank genome assembly. Lineage: Eukaryota; Metazoa; Chordata; Lepidosauria; Squamata; Lacertidae.